Molecule: messenger RNA, 65636 nt
Organism: Coregonus sp. 'balchen'
Lineage: Eukaryota; Metazoa; Chordata; Actinopteri; Salmoniformes; Salmonidae
Source: the annotation of a GenBank genome assembly
AUGUACUGUGCUGGCGUGUAGCAGUACACUAACAGAACAGAGGGAAGAGGCGGGUUGUGUCUACAGGGAACUACACAAGUCUGUCUUUUCUUCCUCUCUUCUACUUUGAAGAGAGACUAAAUCAAAUAUUUGAUUUCUGUUGGAGGAGAAAAUAAGUGGAUAUAGAGAAUCAUCCACUUUACACACACACACACACACACUUUGCAGCACACACACACACACUUUGCAGCAUACAGGCAGGCUUGCGCUCCACUGUGUGCCUGUGUUUUUGACUGUGUGAGCCAGGAGGGACACAAAAGAGUUGUGCUUUAAACCAUUAUCUGCCAUCUUUCCCCUGGGCCUCCACUGUCUACGGCUGAUCGAUCCUGACAUAGCUGCUGCGAUGCGCUGUGUGUGUGUGUGUGUGUGUUAAAGUGUGUGCACUGGUAUCUGCAUGUAUUAUUCUGUGAUUCAAUAUUUGUGCAUCACUGUGUGUGAAUGUAUAAGUAAAGUGUGUGUAGUUGUGUUCGAUGUUCUGUGUGUGUGUGUGUGUGUGUGUGUGUGUGUGUGUGUGUGUGUGUGGCCGCUGUUCUUUAGUAUUACGUGCCUAGAGGGGUUUAACAUUUCUAAUUAACACAAUUCCAUUAUUUGUUUUCGAUGAACGAGGGGAUGAUGUCUCAGGCAUUUGAUUUAUUAGAAGGUGAGCGAGGCAACGGUGGGUGAACGGCAACAAAAACAUGAUUGAGUUUAUCUCACAGUCCUCUCACUUGAACAUCUAAUCCAAUUACACAACAAAAUGCCCUCAGUCCAUUUCAAGCCUCUCAAAUUCAAGUGGCUUCUCUGGGACUGUGAUAGCAUGAACACAUCAAUUUGUCAACGGAAAUGAACUGACCUUGUUUAACACCCAGCAAAUGGGAACCCAAUGUGGCAUAAGAUGGCUGCCAUACAUAUUGUAUGGUGCUUUAAAUCAAUCUUCAUCCAAUCAAUCUGGAUCCCAUAGUUGAAAAGAGCCAGGGACCCCGUCAACUGGUCAAUAGAUAAAACCCAGCUAACAUGUAUAACAUGCUGCUUGUCCAAGGAAAAUAAAUACCUUGAGUCUGGUGUUCAAACAUUUGUCAUGAAUAUGGGUCAUAGGUGUUGUGAGGGGAAGUCCAGUAACAAGCAGAGAGACACUGUAGAUGUUGAUCUAGCUAUCCAUCAGAACAGCUGUCAGUAUAGUUGUCCCAGCUUGGGGAAAACACCACAUCCAAUCAGUCAUUUUCUGUUUUGAAACAGCAGUUGGUGUUACCCCCUAGCAAUGUUUCCUAAAAAACAAAAAUGUGGCACAUCAAAUUUCAGUUCUUGUGAGCGGGAACUUUAGUUUGCGAGCAUUCUGUGCGAAUUCCGGUGCGCAUUAUUAACUGUGAACACUGAGGCUGUACCCGCUUUAAGUUACAGUUUCAGACAGUGGCCAAUAGGCUAUUGUGGCUAUUUAAGCAUAAUGUAGGCCUAUCAGUGACCUAUCAACAAAACCAAUGAAGCAAAUGCCAUAACAUUUCCACAUGGAUAUAGCUGUUGACUAUGAUAUCGUCUACAAUAGCCAAUACGUGGUGUUCAAUGUAGGCCUACAUUAAAAAAUUGUAACAUUAUGCAUGGCUUGACAUUACCAAUUUUAGGACUGAUGUUUUACUUGUCCGAAAGCUCAAGUCACUUUAUAAAUAUAAUAAAUUAUCUGUAACACAAUUGGCCAAAUAGAGUAGGUGACUAAAAGUUGCAUUGUAUUGUGUUACAUGAUGCAAGAAACUACUUUACAAAAUUGUAUUCAUUGUUAUUAUUAUUACCUACAGAGAAUCAUACAAAAAUGUAUGCUACCCUCUGACUAUUGGCUUAUUUGCAUAUUCAGGCCUGUCUCAAAACAGGACACUGCCCCUUUAAGACCAAAAAAGUUCACCUGUCUCGCUUUUUAAAGACAGUUAGAUAUGUACAAGUUUUGUGCUCUUGUAGGAAGCAAUCACUCCCGCAUUGCUGACCAAAAUUAGCUACAGUGGGGGAAAAAAGUAUUUAGUCAGCACUCCUUUGUUGCCCGGGCGGUGUGUUUGGGAUCAUUGUCAUGCUGAAAGACCCAGCCACGUUUCAUCUUCAAUGCCCUUGCUGAUGGAAGGAGGUUUUCACUCAAAAUCUCACGAUACAUGGCCCCAUUCAUUCUUUCCUUUACACUGAUCAGUCGUCCUGGUCCCUUUGCAGAAAAACAGCCCCAAAGCAUGAUGUUUCCACCCCCAUGCUUCACAGUAGGUAUGGUGUUAUUUGGAUGCAACUCAGCAUUCUUUGUCCUCCAAACACGACGAGUUGAGUUUUUACCAAAAAGUUAUAUUUUGGUUUCAUCUGACCAUAUGACAUUCUCCCAAUCCUCUUCUGGAUCAUCCAAAUGCACUCUAGCAAUCUUCAGACGGGCCUGGACAUGUACUGGCUUAAGCAGGGGGACAAACCUGGCACUGCAGGAUUUGAGUCCCUGGCGGCGUAGUGUGUUACUGAUGGUAGGCUUUGUUACUUUGGUCCCAGCUCUCUGCAGGUCAUUCACUAGGUCCCCCCGUGUGGUUCUGGGAUUUUUGCUCACCGUUCUUGUGAUCAUUUUGACCCCACAGGGUGAGAUCUUGCGUGGAGCCCCAGAUCGAGGGAGAUUAUCAGUGGUCUUGUAUGUCUUCCAUUUCCUAAUAAUUGCUCCCACAGUUGAUUUCUUCAAACCAAGCUGCUUACCUAUUGCAGAUUCAGUCUUCCCAGCCUGGUGCAGGUCUACAAUUUUGUUUCUGGUGUCCUUUGACAGCUCUUUGGUCUUGGCCAUAGUGGAGUUUGGAGUGUGACUGUUUGAGGUUGUGGACAGGUGUCUUUUAUACUGAUAACAAGUUCAAACAGGUGCUAUUAAUACAGGUAACGAGUGGAGGACAGAGGAGCCUCUUAAAUAAGUUGUUACAGGUCUGUGAGAGCCAGAAAUCUUGCUUGUUUGUAGGUGACCAAAUACUUAUUUUCCACCAUAAUUUGCAAAUAAAUUCAUUAAAAAUCCUACAAUGGGAUUUUCUGGAUUCUUUUCUUCUCAAUUUGUCUGUCAUAGUUGACGUGUACCUAUGAUGAAAAUUACAGGCCUCUCAUCUGUUUAAGUGGGAGAACUUGCACAAUUGGUGGCUGACUAAAUACUUUUUUUCCCCACUGUAUAACCUGGCUAGUAACUCACUAACUAGCAAAGAAUAUCAAAUGUGCACACUACACACGGCUCUGCUUUGUGAUCUCAAAUGCGCAUAUAGGCUACUCUCCGAAACCAAAAAAACACUUGUGCCCGUGAAAUAGAAUAGAAGCCAAUUUAUGCUUGAUCCGGUGAAAUUCGGUCCGGAGUCUCUGCUUGGGGGGCGGGUGACGCAAUUGAGGAGGUCUGCGGAGGCCAAAUCAAGCUCUGUACAGCGAUGCCGUGCGCCUUCCAAAUUUUGUAACAAUGCGGAGGGCUCCGUAUAACUCUGUAUAGGUCCGCAUUGACAUGAUCGGUUGACUGUAGGUGGGGGCGGUACGUCCUGUAUAAACACAAACUCCCUUCCUUGACAAUUUCCUUCACAACAGCUCUGCUCUGCGAAGCGCAAGAAGUAUGAAUGCCCUGACUUCUGCAGAGGCAGCAUCACCGCCAAUACAGACGCUGGAUCGACCAUGCUGCUAGCGGAUACUCCGACGCGCUCCUCAGCCUACAACAAAAUCACCAACUCAGUGUUGAAGUGAGAUUUGGUUUGUUGCAUUGAAAGGGACUGUUCUUAUGUUGAUUCAAUCCCAAUUUCCACAGUAGAGGUAAAUAUAUUAUCUGUUUAAAGCCAGAAAGACAGUGUACAAGUUCAAUCUUGGCAAUUCUUCUGCACACGCACGCAGUUUAGAGGGAACAUUGCUCCCUAGUAACGGUGGAAGAUUCAUAUGUAUGAAAAUUCAUUAAGAACCAGUCAGUUGUAUAAUGCCUCUCACGGUGAUAACUGAACUGCUUUAAUGAGAGAGAAAGAGAGAGGGCUUUUUGUUGAGCACAUAUUUGCAGCACAUACAGUAUCAACUGUACCACGUCCACAUGCAAUCUCCCCUGCCUUCCCUUCCCUCCAUGCCUACCAGGCUAACCCAGGCCAGAGCAGCCAUGCAUCCUCGCUGAUAGAGGCAGAGCCAAUAUGAAUUAGGCAGAGGAUUAGAGGCCUUAUAUAAUAUAUAAGUGCUGUGUGCCAUCAACAACCCCUGAUCCAUCUCUAGUGCUGCUAACAUGCUCAAACAACCACGAUAAAGCUCAAAGGCUACUGCCUGGAACACAGUAAUGAAGUUCUCUCUGAUGCUUGACCGACACAGCCUAUUUCUUCUACUGACCCCACACACACACCACAAGCAUGCAUGCACACACACGUAUGCUCACAGCUCUUCCUGGAAUAGGGCUGUAAUACGGUAUGUUGCCAUUGCCAGUAAGACGUUUUACCUUUCAACUCUUGGAGGGAAUAUAAUGGUUUGUCUGUGUGAAGGUUUUACUUUACACAAGUCCAUAAUGGAGUAGAAUAGCAUGUAAGUUUGAAGGUAUGUUCCUGCUACUCCCUUCCAUCUCAUAUAGCGCAAGUGAACAGCAAACCUGAUUUUAAAAAACAAGUAAAGCAACACCUCACGGCACAACGCCUCUCCCCCAAGUGACCUACUUGUUGUGUGUAUGUACUGACAUGUAUGUGUAACUGAUAGAUGCACACACACACACACACACACACACACACACACACACACACUACAAGUUAAAGUCUUUUAAAUGUAUUUAAAUUGUAAAGUCUGUCUGUAAUGUAUGUUUCGUUAUGUGUCGGACCCCUGUAAGACUCGCUGUCGCCAUUGGCGUCGGCUAAUGGGGAUCCUAAUAAAUCAAAAUCAAAUCAAAUGUUAUGAUGGAUAGGUUUUGGGGUUGUUUAUUUGGUGUUUAGGUUGAAUCUUCUAAGAUAAGCAGUCUGGUGUUAUCUAAUCCUGGGACAGAAAGCCUCCAUAGGACUUAUUCUUCCUGUUGUUAUUUCAAAUCACACAAUAUUUAGUGUCUCAAUCUUUCUGGUGAGAUAAAAAAACAAAAUAGACUAUAUGAUGCAAUUGGGAAUGACACAAAGAUGAUCAAGACACUCAUGUUGUAGACCUUUCUCACCACUGACAUUCACAUAAUCUUCCUAUUCUCUUGCUGUCACCAAAUGUAUCCUCCCAAUCUGAUUCUCUGGCGAGAUUAGACCUGAGAAAGUGACCCGGUGUGCUGUGGUCUGUGUCUCUCUCCCUGAAACAAUUUCUUAAAACCUUCUCGCAGCUAUGUCACUUUUCAUCCUCCCAUGUUCUUCUCUACCCUGGGCAUGUUGAAAAUUCUGCCGUUGUGCAUCUGUGACUGUAAUUACACUUUUUAAUUAAAGAAUAAUUAGGUUGUUGACACAUCUGCAGAGCUUUGAAACAAGCAGAGGGAGUGCUAUGCUAGCUGCCACCAGAUCGUCUCUAAAGCCCUGUUUGAACAGCUGUAGGUUGUCAGACACUAACACAUGCAUGGGUGUAUGUGAGCAGGACCAUUCAUUCACACUACAGUAGGCUGUGCUGAACCUCCUUAAGUGCUUACUAUUAUGUCUGUUACUACUGUUUCUGCCAAUUUAGCCUUGAUGUGUUCUUCCCCCAUAGAGACUGAUUCAAAAAUAAAAAUUAACUCUUGUGAUGUGAACCCGAUGGGAUAUGUUGGACUACUAUCAAUUAAGCGACUACAUUCUACAAUCCAGAAAGAGAAUUGAAACCCAAGCUAAACUAUGAAAAAGCCAUGCACCCCAUUUCCGUCUCAUAGCUGUUAAGAACUUUGAAUUUAUUGAAGUUCCUCAAUAAAUAUCUGUUUCGCACAGGCACUUUAGGGCAAAUGUGAAUAAAAGUGUUAGAGCCCUGCUUCUCCAGUGAGGAAAAUGGGAUUCAGAUAGCAGGCAAUGAAUGGCUGGCCAUAAUGUGUAGUCUCUCUCUCUGGUGCCAUCCAUGCAGCACUCUUUUGUGCAGCACUCUUCUUCAUUAGUCAGCUAAUUGUUGGAGAGGUUGCUAACGGCUACAGCAGAUGCUGCUGUUUGCAGCACAUUAACUGUUUCUGGCUAUUCCGAUUGUAGGAGGUUAGUCUCUUGUGACAGUCUAGCUGGCCAGCGCGAGCCAGCUUUGGUUCUGGGUUCCCAGAUUAGUAAGUGGUAGACGUGGAAGUGUGUCAUGUGAACAAGAGGGACGUCACACGCUGUCCACUCCACCCCUCUCUUAGCUGCCAUUUCUGAGGGGGCUUUGAUUCAUUAUGCAAGCAUAUGCUAAUUCUUCCCCAUACUAUUGUUGUGUAUAAUAAUGUAUAUUUUAAUGUGUAAUGGAUGUGUAGUUUAAUGUGUAUAUUGUAUUUUGAUAUGUUUUGUUCUGCAAAACAGGUCUCAUCUGGAAAUAAGACCUUUGUCUCAGAAUUGACUACCUGUACAAAGAUGAAUAAAUAAAACAAAUUUAACCAGAUUCCUGUGGUGAGGUUGGAGCUUUUAAACAUAAAUAAUUAGUCCUUCUAAUUAGGCUUGGGAGGUAUCCAGAUUGUCAUACCUUCAUACUGACCUUGUGUCAUCCCGGGAUAUUCAGUAAUACUGGCACUGAACACAAGGUGGGCUAUUUUCAAACCCCACUGAGCCUCUGUAAUCCGAAGGUUAGCAAUGCUAACAAGUACAUGUCAAAUCCCAUAACCAAUGCCAGCUAAAUGCUAACGAGCACAUUGCGAACAUCUCUGACAAACUAUUAGCAGGACAGACAACCCCAGCUCAUAAAGUUAUACAAGUAACAAAAAAAUGCUACUCACAGUUUGCUGCACGCACAAAACAAAUAUUAGCCAGCAAGGCUCUUGAUCCAGGAGGGGAUUCUCUGCUGUUACCAAGAGAAGCUUGAUUUUGCAAGAAGCUAACCACUUAGCUAGAUAACUAGCUACUAAAUUAGCAAACCAAAUGCACAAUUGCAAAGUAUUUAGAAAUGUUUUGACAGUUAACUUAAUAGUUAUAAGAUAUCUAACUGGAAAACAUUUAGUGAACUCCAUACUGUAACUAGAUCACCUGGUGCAUGCUGCACAACAGUGAGUGACUCACAAGGCUCCAGUCUCUCAUUGUUAUGUGCUUGUAAACAAACACCACGUGACUGGGGACUACCGGUAAGCAUCAUAAUGAAAGAUGUGACCGGUGAAAUGAAGAAUGCAAUCUGCUUUACCUCCUAACGUAUUGCACAAGUUGACUGCAGGUAUUUAUUUAAAAAGUAGCUACAAAUAUUCAAAUGUAUAGAAAAAACUUCAAAUAAAUAGUUUCAUCAGUAUUGAUGGUAUUGAAAAACCAUCCCGUGGCUAUUUCCAAAUACCCCGAUAUAAGGUAUAUACGGUAUACCGCCCAAGCCUACUUCUGAGUGUGACUCAAACCGACCGAACUCACAAGUCCAUCCGACACCUGGUAACCCCUGGUGACCUCCUCUCUGAGACUCCCAGGCGGUACGUGGACCAGGCCGGGCCCAACAGACAUGUGUCCACGGUUGUGAAGUCCUGGGUCCCUGGGUUGAAGGAGGAGCGUGUGUUGGGGAUGGAGGAUGGGUGAGGAGGCCAGGCUUUGUUGCUUAAUUAGGGAAAUGAAAGAGGCCGGGAAAAUGGCUAACUAGCUGCCAGUGCCAGCACAGUGCUGCCUCUGUGUCCUCUCAGGCUUCACUUUCAAAGGGGCAGCCUGCCUUUUGUGGUCCACCUCCCAGUCCCAGGCCUGCAACUACCAGACUCCCCCAGCCCUAGCCCUGUUUGGUUUAUCUGUUGCCUACCGUUUAGGAUAUAUUCUAGGACAUACUUCUUCUUACAGGGAAGGGGUUGUUUUAAAUAAGUAGUGAUUGAACUGGUCCAGGCAAAGUUAGCAGUUGCUCUGCUCUAUUGGCUUGACUAGACAGUGUUUCCACUAUAAAAAAUUUCAGCAGCAGUGGCAAAGGGAGGGUGAGAAUUUUUGUAUUUUUAUAUAAAUUUUUUAGGGGUAGAUCAGCUUUAUUAUUGCAGAUAGAUUGUAACAUCCAUCAAUGUAAUUGUCUGCAUCACUUCCAAUCCCCCAUAUAUUAUUUUCACAAAUAUACAGUACCAGUCAAAAGUUUGUACACACCUACUCAUUCAAGGAUUUCUCUUUAUUUUUGCAAUUCUUUACAUUGUAGAAUAAUAGUGAGGACAUCAAAACUAUGAAAUACCACAUAUGGAAUCAUGUAGUAACCAAAAAAGUGUUAAACAAAUCAAAAUAUAUUUUAUAUUUGAGAUUUUUCAAAUAGCCACCUUUUGCCUUGAUGACAGCUUUGCACACUCUUGGCCUUCUCUCAACCAGCUUCUUGAGGUAGUCACCUGGAAUGCAUUUCAAUUAACAGGUACAGUGAGGGGAAAAAAGUAUUUGAUCCCCUGCUGAUUUUGUAUGUUUGCCCACUGACAAAGACAUGAUCAGUCUAUAAUUUUAAUGGUAGGUUUAUUUGAACAGUGAGAGACAGAAUAACAACAAAACAUCCAGAAAAACGCAUGUCAAAAAUGUUAUAAAUUGAUUUCCAUUUUAAUGAGGGAAAUAAGUAUUUGACCCCUCUGCAAACAUUGACUUAGUACUUGGUGGUAAAACCCUUGUUGGCAAUCACAGAGGUCAGACAUUUCUUGUAGUUGGCCACCAGGUUUGCACACAUCUCAGGAGGGAUUUUGUUCCAUUCCUCUUUGCAGAUCUUCUCCAAGUCAUUAAGGUUUCGAGGCUGACGUUUGGCAACUCGAACCUUCAGCUCCCUCCACAGAUUUUCUAUGGGAUUAAGGUCUGGAGACUGGCUAGGCCACUCCAGGACCUUAAUGUGCUUCUUCUUGAGCCACUCCUUUGUUACCUUGGCCGUGUGUUUUGGAUCAUUGUCAUGCUGGAAUACCCAUCUACGACCCAUUUUCAAUGCCCUGGCUGAGGGAAGGAGGUUCUCACCCAAGAUUUGACGGUACAUGGCCCCGUCCAUCGUCCCUUUGAUGCGGUGAAGUUGUCCUGUCCCCUUAGCAGAAAAACACCCACAAAACAUAAUGUUUCCACCUCCAUGUUUGACAGUGGGGAUGGUGUUCUCGUGGCAAAGGGGGGGUGAGAACAUUUUAGUUUUAAAGCUAUUUUCCUGCAACUCUACACAUUUUGCCAUAGCUUAUGCCAUGUUCUUAUGCUAUCUGAGUGACUCAAACAUAACUAAAUCAAUGCCAUGAUAUUUUUAGAUUAUAUUUUCUAAAUACUUUAAAUCUGGUUUCAGUCAUUUAAGUUUACACUGAAAAUGUUUUACCAUGCCGAAAAGUAUUUUCAAAUAAGAUGUUCAUUUGGAGUGGCGGCAACUAUUUAGCAGCGGCAGCCCGCCGCUGCUUAAUGAAUAUAGGGGAAACACUGCUAAACGACUCUCAGCACUGAACGCACAUUUUAAUCUAAAUACGUCAGUAAUCUACAGUAAUCUAAGAUACUGCCUUUAUCUGAGUAGCACAUUACACAGACAUGCAUUUGUUUUGUGAUCAUUAAGGCUAUUGUGGGACUAAACUUGCUAUUCUUCUCUAUAACAAAUGUUUGGACAAACUGUUCCUGCCUGUAGAGGACAACUCGUACUGUGCUGUUCUCUGUGCUGGUAUUAUAUAGUGUUUGUUGUUGUCACAGGGACAUGUUGCAUCACCCCCACUAUUUUUCCAUUAGCUGCUGGAGUCUGGUCGUGAGGGCAUUGACCUUUUACCCACCUGUGGGGUUUCUGUAACAAUCACCCUCCCAUGGCCAGUAAUAAGUAUAUGGAAAAUGACAGCAGAUCUACUGCACCACUGAAGGGGUGGAUGUAUGCAUGAACAUGGUUUUCAUCAUAAUGAUUAAACCAUAGAUCUGCUAGGUGGCAUGUAAGCAAGGGGCAAAGCUGACGUCCCACUGUUGACUGAUGAGUUACUCAACACUUCUUCUUUUGAUUAAUGAGGAGCGUGAAACCUCCCAAUGUUUGAGUGUCUUGUGGAGUAACCUGUGCCUGUUCUUCUGAGCUGACCGUGCUGGGGUGGAACCAGAUCCAGUGUGAGUUUGAUGUGUAGCUGUGGACUGCAUUGUGGACAGUGACAGGUCAGGUCAGGCUUAAUGCUGGCUUAUUCAGAGAGGUGUUUACCUGUCCCUCCCUUCCUCCCGGCCAAGACACACACACAGCAACAAUAAUGAAAGCAUUCCUGUGUUUGUGAAGCGAGAGAGAGCUACACUGGUCAUGAUGAGCAUGCAGGAUGGGGGAGAGGCAGGCAGGCAGCUGCUGUCUGUGCUGCUCUAUGGGGGAGACAGAGGGCCCAGAAACCACAGAAUGUUGCUGCUGUGACUGCAGGUCCUUCACUAGCAGCCUGAAACACACCGUCUAUUAAUAAUAAACAGAUGAGGUACCUUCUGCUUCUCCCUUCCGCCUCCCCUUUUUUUGGGGUCUAAAAUACGCCUUCUAAAAAAUGCAUUAUGAUGGCGUUAACCUUGCGGUGGAAAAUAAGGCUUGUUGCUGUCAGUAAACUCACCAGGCCACCGUGUGAUUUCAUUUGGUGUGAGGCAAAAAAUAACAUGAUUAUUGACAUUUCAAACAUACCUUUGUUUGUUUCUUCUGAAUAUGACACUGUAGUUUAGGGCUGACCCCAUUUAGUCGACUGGUCGAUUGUUUGGUUGACGGGCUGUUGGUCGACCGAUAAUUUUUUUGUCCGGCUGUUGCAAAAAAAAUAUAUAUAUAUAUAUGUAUGGACCGUCUUGUUUGACGCCUGUCUCAGUGGCCUAAUCCAUUGCGGAGGCCGCGGGGAUGGCACAGCAGUAUCACCAGUAGUACAUUUACCGUUAAUUCCCAUAAUUUCUCAUCUACAAUGUUUGUUUGGUUACCGUAAUUUCUGUUAAUGCAUUCAAUAUAUUACUAUUACAGUCUUUUACAGUUCUCAUUGUCGGAGUGGACAUGUUGUUUGCAGAGCACGCAACCUAGGCUACACUUGUGAGAAACAAGUUUUGGUUUAUUUCAUUUCAUUUAUGAGUUGUGAAUUCAUUCAUUGUGUUUAAUUUGAAGCGCUCCUGUCAAUGUUGAGUAAGGACAUGCACAUGAUUACGCAUAAAAGUAGGCCUGUGUGCAAAUGUAGGCUUUUGAAUGUGCCCAUUUGGGGAUCUGAUAGUAUUUCUGAUUGGCUUAACUCACCACCACUAAUGAGCUGUGGAGCUUCUCAAAGCAAUAAAUAAAUAAAAAGUAAACGAAGGCUGUUUUUAUCAAUUGAGAAUGACAAUAGUUCCUCAAUGUAGCCUAUUUGAAAAAUCUUUCCAGCUCCCUUUCGAUAACCACUCACGUGAAAGGGAAUAAAAUGUCAUGCUCUGAUCAUGUGGAAACGUAAUAAAAUGGGCCUACCUGAUUACUUCUUGUACCUUGUUCAAAUAGCCUACAGCUGUGUCUAUCCGGAGCUCACUGGUGUGGGUCCAGAAUAUGUUAUACAAUGUUGCAAGUUUGUUAGAGCAAGCUUGGGGCUGGACCAAGUUGAUAGUUAAUACAAUGUUUCAAGUUCCUUGCAGACAGGCCAUGCAUAGCCAAUGUGAUGUAUUUUUAUCAGGAUAUUUUCUACCUGCAGGCUGCAAUACUUUUAUUUGUUGGCUUUAUGUAGGCUAUUUUUACAAAGUUGGCAAUGGCAAUAGAAGUUACUUUUAGAUUUUGUAUAAUUUUCAUUUAUAUAGAAUUCUUAAUAAUCACAUGACAAUGAUUUUGAGAUACAAAGAAUUUAUUAUAAAAGAAAUGAAACUGUUCCACGAAAAUGUGCAUAUGAAAAUCAUAACUGGCACGCAGAUCGGUAGAAAUUGUAAGAUUAAAUUGGCACUCUAAAUGGAAAAGGUUGCUGACCCCUGGUGUAGCCUAUUACCAGCAACUUCGGGAGCGUAAUGGCAGAAUCUGUGAAGGCCAGCAGCAGCAGGAGGAGGUGGUUCAGGAUCAGGUUUUACUUCUUCUGGUUAGGCUAUCUUGAUCUCUAGCUCCCUCUUGAGUAAUGUGUGUGUCUUUAAUUAUUUAAUCACAGUGUGCUUAAAGCAUCAGACAGCUCUGUAGCCUACAUGUAGUUGAUUUUAUUAAACACAUAGGGCGUGUCUAUAUAUGGAAAAAUACUCGUUUAAAAAUUUCGACGAGUCAAUUGGUCGAAAGAACAGAUUACUUUUGUUGGGGACAACCCUACUGUAGUUGUUGUAAUGUAACGAUAGGACAAGAUGAACUAUGGCACAUUAGCUAGUACAUUUCCCAUAAAGUUGACACUUGAGAGAGCCCAGGCUGGCGUUAAAACCUAUAUCUCAAAAUAUAUUUUAAACAGGAAACCGAGGAGUCGUCUGAAGUAUAGGUUACUCCACGGAGGUGUAUAGGUUACUCCACGGAGGUGUAUAGGUUACUCCACGGAGGUGUAUAGGUUACUCCACGGAGGUGUAUAGGUUAUUCCACAGAGGUGUAUAGGUUACUCCACGGAGGUGUAUAGGUUACUCCACGGAGGUGUAUAGGUUAUUCCACAGAGGUGUAUAGGUUACUCCACGGAGGUGGGGAUUUUGCAUUAGCAAAAACAUGCAGCACAAGACCCCCUCGAAAGCAAGAUGGUACAUUUCAUAGGUACUGUCCUAAAAAUUCAAAUUAUAAAAACAAGUUACUCUCACUAACGUGUGCAGUAUUGAAUUGGAUUCUUGCAUGACUUGGGCAGUGGAUAGCAGGCGGCAUAGCACACAGGUCUCAACCACACAGAUCAAUGUUCUGCCAGAGAUGCAGACUGUUUCAGCGGCGUUGGCCGCUGUAUGUUGUAUUUAUGACAAGAUCUGGUUGGCCAGGCAGGCUUCAGACCUGAAUUCCAACUGGGGUUCUCUUUGCUCUCUUCUGAACGUCACUGUGUGUCACUGUGAGUCAGUGCGUAGUCGGGCCAUCCAAGCGAAAAAUCGCAUCAGGACCCCCUCCUCCCUCCCGUCCUCCUUGAUUUCCCCCCACGCUCCCCGUGCUCUCCCAGUGAUGCCCUGAUCAGCAGGUACCCUGUCGGCCCACAUCAGAAGGCUUGCUGCAUGGUACCUGGCUGUAGGUUUGAAUCAAACCACAAUCGAUGGGUACAUUUUUCACUCCUGGCCAUUCUGGAACCAGCCUUUUCUUAGAUUAAACUCUUAUGGUUUUAGGGUUUAUUUUUCCUGCUCUGUUUGAAGUGGGGGAUAAUAUUAUUUUGGAAAAGCGUUUCAUCUCUAAAAGGCUUGCUGAUUUAAAAACUGUGAGGGUCUGAGAGAUCCUCAAGGUGGUUACUGCUUCUCAUCUCUCGGCCUGGAAGUGUGUGUGUGAGAGAGAGAGAGCGAGAGGGUUCAUGGGUACAUUGGUGUAUGUGAGUUUGUGUGUGACUGUGCGGGGUGCUGUAGUGUACGUAAGUGUGUGUGUGUGUGUGCACGUUUGCGUGGGUUUGUGUCAACGUGCGUGUGUUUGUGUCCUUUAAGUGAGAUGUGGGUGCCAGGGGAGGUCUUAAAUUAAAUAAAUAUAGCUAUUUAAUACAGGAACACCACUGAAUGUGACCUUCCUGGUGUGAGAUUAAUUUGUAUUUGUGGGUUUGCAGUUACGUCACCCCUGCUAAAAUGAUAUUACCUUUAGUAGCGUAACCAAAUCGCACCCCUGCUUAGAUGAUAGUACCUUUUUAGUAGCAUAACCAAAGCAGCGUUCAACCUGAACUGCACUUAUUUCUCUCAUAGCACUGUUAGUAUUGAUCAUUUCUUAGAGACUAUGCUUGUUUUUUCAUGCUAUUAAAAAAAAAAAUCCUUUACUGUAUUGCCACUCACUCUGACAAAGGGGCCAUCAACUACAGGGCUAUGACAGGAGCUUGCUGUCUGUGAGGGUCUCGUCUCAUUCUCUGAUCCUCCACUCCAGGUCAGUGACGGACCCCCGGGAUGGAAAGCGAGUCGCCCUCAAAAAGAUGCCCAACGUCUUCCAGAACCUCGUCUCCUGUAAGAGGGUCUUCCGUGAGCUGAAAAUGCUGUGCUUCUUCAAACAUGAUAACGUGAGUGGAUGGCUAGCCUCCCUCCUCCCUCCCCUCUCUUGGUUUCUCCCUCUUUCCUUCUCUUCCCCCUGUCAUCUCCCACCCUCACCUCUUGCUCUCUGUCCUUUCCUACUCUCUAUUCUCUUUCUCUCUUUGAUCCCUCCCUCUCACUGUUCCCUCUCUCCCUCCCCUCCCUGCGGACGUGCCUGACCUCUCCUCUCCUCUCCACAGGUGCUCUCGGCUCUCGACAUCCUACAGCCUCCACACAUCGACUACUUUGAGGAAAUGUAUCCUUAACGAUGACACUGUGGCCAGUCUAUGUGGCCUGUAUUCAUCAAACCCCUUCCUUCCAGUCUCACAAUCGUAGGAGUUUAAAACCACCUCUUGCACAUAUUCCAUGCAAUUUUGUUUAAGCAGCUAUGUUAGCUAUCAGUGAAUCUCACCGACUGCUGGUUCCUUCCACAGAUUAAAGUGGACAGCCUUGUCUGCUGUAGAUUAAAUCUGACCUGGUUGUGUUGCAUUGUUUAGAUGGGAUGUCUUGUGUUGUGUCAUUGCUGCUAAAUGGGCUCAGCCCGUAUGGAGUCAGUCCAGAUCCAGUCUGAUCCUGCUGGAGAUUGUAGACUCCGAUUCAAGUCUUAUGCUACCUGCUGGAAGGCCCCUAUCAGAUUUAGAAAUUCUCUCUCUCGCUUAUGCCCAGUGAAGUCUAUGUCUGCUGGGGUUGUUAAAAUGGUGAGAUUUUUACUGACCUGUCUAAUUGACAUUAUUUUGGCUCCAGGAGUGACGAUUGGGGCGUGGGCGGAGACCGGAGGAAAGGAGCGGUGCUUGCUGAUUCAGUGGGAGAAAGAUGGGGGGGUGAUCUACUGGCAGGUGGCGUCUACCUCUUUCUCAGUCUUACGUCUUAUAGGUGGUUUGGGGGAGAGGGGGGUCUUUUGGCUGUUUGUUCACCCACCGCUAUCCCCCAUAUUGGUGCUCAUCAGUCGACAGCACUAUUAGUUGGGAUCUAGUGACUGACUGACUAACUGACUGGAAAAAGUCUCAACUACGUUUGGAAAAAGGAGUUGAGCCUGCUCCCAUUCUGCAUGUUCAAGGUGAAGGGAAAGGCACAAGCCUCUCACCGACACCUUUUUAGUUAUCUUUUCCUUGGCGCCCCAGCACAUAACUGCCUAAUGGUUUAUUUUGGGUGGAGGAGGAUGAGGAGGGAGGGAGUGUAAAAUGCUGACACGUCCCAUUUAGUUUCCUUUCGUAUUUCUAAUAUUUUCUUGAUGGGCUGGAAUUGGAGGAAUGAGGCUUGAGGCUUUCCGAGCUUUCUCUGUAAUCUAGCAUAUAAUUUAAUCAUACAAAUUACACGCUGCUCCCCUGUAUUGAACUGGCUCCCGGUCACUCAAUUUGCUCAUAUAAGCCCUUCACUAUAUUUCUAUUUUAGAUCUCUCUUAACCAAGUGGGCUUUCUUUGGUUCUGUCUUGGUAGUCUUUCUAGUGAAUUAUGAGAGAAAUUGAUCUCUUAUUAAAGAAAGAAAAGAAACAAAACCCCCAAAACCCAGAACCCACUUAGCUGAGAGAUGUAUUUACCUCUGUAUUUUUUGCCGUUGCUCAUUCGGCAGAGUGAUUAUUCUUUGCUCUUAAUUGUGUGACAUUCUGCUGCUUUUGGACUCGCUUUUAAGCACACAAUGGAAGCCCCUAAUGAGUGUACUGUAUAGCAGCAUUUCUCUGUGUGCUUUUUGAUACUAGAAUAAACAACAACUAGAAUAUAUGCUGUGCUCUCGCCUGCAUGACAAGUUGUGCCUUUGAGAGUGUUAGGGGGAGUGGUGGCAUAUUGUACUCAGGCAGCGGUGUAUUUGAAGGCUCUCUCUUUCUCUCUCGCUCUCGCUCUCUGUGUCUCUCUUCCUCUCUCUCGCUCCCUGUCUUUCUCUCUGUCUUUCUCUCUCUUUCUCUCUCUCUUUCUGUCUCUCUGUCUCGCUCUCUCUUUCUCUCUCUCUUUCUCUCUCUCAUUCUCUCUCUCUCUCUCUGUGCCCCUUUUUCUCCACUUUCCCUUUGCUUAUGUACAUGUUUAUGAAUCCAAUCAAUUAGUAUAUUUCUGUAUUUUUCUUUUUUAUUUAAGUGAGAAACGACAUUCACGUUUUUGUUUAGUAGCGUAACACUAAAGCUAGGAAUAAAUCAGAGAGUGUUGUUGGCAGUUAUGGGUCCUUCAGGCAUAAGGGUUGGCGCUUGGAGGGGUAGGACUCAGGUCUCUGUGAUGUAACUAUCCUGUUCUGUGUAUAUCCUGGGGGGCACACACACGUGUACACACACACACACACACACCAGUGGCGGUCGGUGCCGUUUAAGAUGAGGGAGGACAAUUUUAUUUAAUUUUUAAUACAGCAUAUUGGAUGACUGUCAUUCAUAUUCCAUUCACCCAGUUCAAUGUAACAGCGAUAGGUUUAGGCUACUACAUGAUACUCACAUUUUCUCUAUACCCAUCAUGAGGUUGCUAGAACCUAGCCUAUGAAUGGUUUACAACGUAGGUGCACACAUAUCGAGAGAAAAAAUUGAGGUGACAGACAGUAACACAUGGACAGACAGUGACACAUUCAAUACCGCCUUGCACACUCUUGCUUGCAUCUAGCUGAUCUAGGGUGUAAUCAUUAGUCCAAUAGUUGCAAACGAGAGUUUCUAUUGGACAAAUUCAGGUAUGUUUAUCCCUGUUUCGUUCCGUUUGCUUCCGUUUAAGAAACGUUUUUCAACAGAAUCGGCGGAACGAAUACACCCCUGAUCACACGUAAACAGUUUGGUAUUUGGUAUUUUAUUAGGAUCCCCAUUAGCUGUUGCAAAGGCAGCAGCUACUCUUCCUGUGGUCCACACAAAACCUGAAAUAAUACAGAACAUUAAUAGACAAGAACAGCUCAAGGACAGAACUACAUACAUUAUUUUUAAAGGCACACAUAGCCUACAUAUCAAUACGUACACGUAUUAACUAUCUAGGUCAAAUAGGGGAGAGGCAUUGUGCCGUGAGGUAUUGCUUUAUCUGGUUUUUGAAACCAGGUUUGCUUUUUAUUUGAGCAAUAUGAGAUGGAACGGAGUUCCAUGCAAUAAUGGCUCCAUAUAAUACUGUACGCUUUCUUGAAUUUGUUCUGGAUUUGGGGACUGUGAAAAGACCCCUGGUGGCAUGUCUGGUGGGGUAAGUGUGUGUGUCAGAGCUGUGUGUAAGUUCAAUAUGCAAACAAUUUGGGAUUUUCAACACAUUAAUGUUUCUUAUAAAAAGAAGAAGUGAUGCAGUCAGUAUCUCCUCAACUCUUAGCCAAGAGAGACUGGCAUGCAUAGUAUUUAUAUCAGCCCUCUGAUUACAAUGAAGAGCAAGACGUGCCGCUCUGUUUUGGGCCAGCUGCAGCUUAACUAGGUAUUUCUUUGCCGCACUGGACCAAAUGACUGGACAAUAAUCAAGAAUAGACAAAACCAGAGCUUGCAGAUCUUGCUUUUUGGAGUGUGGUGUCAAAGUUCACUUUCAUAGCAGCCACGUUGUAUUCCUUCUCGCAUUUACAUUUUACAUUUCAGUCCUUUAGCAGACGCUCUUACCCAGAGUGACUUACAGUUAGUGAGUGCAUACAUUUUCAUACUGGCCCCCCCGUGGGAAACAAACCCAUCUAUGCGCUCUCCUCCUCUCACAUUUUCCCUUUGCUUGUGAACUUCAAUGCACAACACAUCAUGUGACCAGGUGAAAAAACCUUUCCAAGCCAAACCAUAUCAUAACUGCUACACACAGCCUACAUCGUUAUCACCAUAUUUGCUAAAGUAACGGCAUAAGUCAACAUAGCUAAUAGAACUAACGCAUUAGUAAACCCGCUACAAUCAUGCAGUAACGUUACAGUGUACAGUCAGUAAGCAUUUUAGAACUAACACCUGCGGGCCCUUGUGCCAAUAAAUUAGUAAAACCAAACGCUUACCUUGACUUGGAAGUCAUAGCUAGCUAGCUAACAUAGCAUCCCUCUUUUUGAGCAGAGUGUUUGAGUAGGCUAAACUAGCUAGCUGCAUUUGCUAGCUAAGUAAGUGAAACUGAAAGUGAUUUUUUACGAAAUCUCUCUCUCUCUUACUUCUCCUUCAUUUUGGAAGAAAUGUAUUUGUUCAAAACUGUUCAACUAUUGUCUUUCUCUCUCUUUGAGUCAACUACUCACCACAUGUUAUGCACUACAGUGCUAGCUAGCUGUAACUUAUGCUUUCAGUACUAGAUUCAUUCUCUGAUCCUUUGAUUGGGUGGACAACAUGUCAGUUCAUUCUGCAAGAGCUCUGAUAGGUUGGAGGACGUCCUCCGGAAGUUGUCAUAAUUACUGUGUAAGUCCAUGGAAGGGGGUGAGAACCAUGACCCUCCUAGGUUUUGUAUUGAAGUCAAUGUACCCAGAGGAUGACGGAAGCUAGCUGUCCUCCAGCUAAACCAUGGUGCUACCCUACAGAGUGAUGUUGAGGCUACUGUAGACCUUCAUUGCAAACAGUGUGUUUUAAUCAAUUAUUAUAAUAUAUUUAGUAUAGUUUUAUCUAAAAAGGGUAACUUUUUAAAUGUUUUACAAUUUUUAUUUUUAUGAAAUUCACUGAGGAGCAUGGUCAUCCACUUCCUCUGAGGAGCCUCCACUGACACACACACACACACACACACACACACACACACACACACACACACACACACACACACACACACACACACACACACUACUCUGCUGCUGCUUGCAUCCUGCAAAGGAUGAAGGCAGCCAUUAUGGAUGCAUGUGUAUGUAAGGGUCAGGGCUCAUUGGUAGCACUGGUGCUCCCAACUUAAAAACGUUAGGAGCACCACAUGAAGUUUAGGAGCACCAGAAAAUAAGUUAAAAAAUUGUUUUAAUUUAGAUACAGCCUAUAUGAAUUGUAGAUACUUUUGAAGCACAUGUUGUGCCAUAGAAAAUAAUAUGUUAUACUGUAAAGACAUUAAUUUAUUAGAAAAGCUAAAAUGUUGAUAUGAAUACCUGUCAUUGAAAUUACAAAGUAAUUUGUGGAAUAUUAGGUAGUGGGCGUGUGGAAAGGAGUGGGUGUGUGGAAAGCGCUCUGCUAGAGGUUUCUUUUUCUUCUGUUUCAUUAUUAUUAUUUCCCCCUUCUGAUAACCAGGUGGCGAAUCGCAUCUCUGCAUGUCUGGCAGACAUAUCAGUAUGGAUGACGGACCAUCACCUCAAGCUGAACCUUGGCAAGACGGAGCUGCUCUUCCUCCCGGGGAAGGACUGCCCGUUCCAUGAUCUCGCCAUCACGGUUGACAACUCCGUUGUGUCCUCCUCCCAGAGUGCGAAGAGCCUUGGCGUGACCCUGGACAACACCCUGUCGUUCUCCGCUAACAUCAAGGCGGUGACCCGAUCCUGUAGGUUCAUGCUCUACAACAUUCGGAGAGUACGACCCUGCCUUACACAGGAAGCGGCACAGGUCCUAAUCCAGGCACUUGUCAUCUCCCGUCUGGAUUACUGCAACUCGCUGUUGGCUGGGCUCCCUGCCUGUGCCAUUAAACCCCUACAACUCAUCCAGAAUGCCGCAGCCCGUCUGGUGUUCAACCUUCCCAAGUUCUCUCACGUCACCCCGCUCCUCCGCACACUACACUGGCUUCCAGUUGAAGCUCGCAUCUGCUACAAGACCAUGGUGCUUGCCUACGGAGCUGUGAGGGGAACGGCACCUCCGUACCUUCAGGCUCUGAUCAGUCCCUACACCCAAACGAGGGCAUUGCGUUCAUCCACCUCUGGCCUGCUGGCUCCCCUACCUCUGCUGAAGCACAGUUCCCGCUCAGCCCAGUCAAAACUGUUCGCUGCUCUGGCACCCCAAUGGUGGAACAAGCUCCCUCACGACGUCAGGACAGCGGAGUCACUCACCACCUUCCGGAGACAUUUGAAACCCCACCUCUUUAAGGAACACCUGGGAUAGGAUAAAGUAAUCCUUCUACAAACCGUUUUUGCUGUAGUAAUGGUGCAAAUCUUUUUCUCUAGGCCACUUGGAAAUAACAGUACAGUGAAGCCUUAUCAUUACAACAAUUAUUAUCUGGGAGAUGUUUUUCCCAGUCGCACAGUGCUCCCAAAGUAAGUAAGCAUUUCACUGUAAUGUCUGCACCUGUUGUAUUCGGCGCAUGUGGCCAAUAAAAUUUGAUUUGAUUUGAAGUAAAACUCAAAUCAAAUGUAUUUGUCACGUGCUUCGUAAACAACAGGUGUAGACAAACAGGGAAAUGCUUAUUUACGUGCCCUUCCCAACAAUGCAGAGAGAAAAAUAAUAGAAAGAUAAUAAAACAAGGAAUAAAUACACAAUGAUUAAUGAUAAUUUGGAUAUAUACACAGGGUACCAGUACCAAGUUGAUGUGCAGGGGUACGAGGUAAUUGAGGUAGAUAUGUACAUAUAGGUAGGGGUUAAGUGACUAGGCAACAGGAUAGAUAAUAGGCAGUAGCAGCAGCGUAUGGAUUGAGUCAAAAGAGUUACUGCAAAGGGGGGGGGGGUCAAUGCAGAUAGUCCGUGUAGCGAUUUGGUUUACUAUUUAGCAGUCUUAUGGCAUGGGGGAAGAAGCUGUUCAGGGUCCUGUAGGUUCCAGACUUGGUGUAUCGGCACCGCUUGCCGUGUGGUAGCAGAGAGAACAGUCUAUGACUUUGGUGGCUGGAGUCUUUGACAAUUUUUAGGACCUUCCUCUGACACCACCUGGUAUAGAGGUCCUGGAUGGCAAGGAGCUCGGCUCCAGUGAUGUACUGGGCCGUUCGGACUACCCUCUGUAGCAUCUUGCGGUCGGAUGCCAAGCAGUUGCCAUACCAAGCGGUGAUGCAGCCAGUCAAGAUGCUUUCAAUGGUGCAGUUGUAAAACUUUUUGAGGAUCUGAGGGCCCAUGCCAAAUCUUUUCAGCCUCCUGAGGGGGAAGAGGCCAUUGUCGUGCCUUCUUCACAACUGGGUUGGUGUGUGUGGGGGUGGGGGGUGACAGCUAGUCUUACUGGGGUUCGACACAUAACGGAAAAAAAUAAUACAGACAAAAAUACUUUACAAUUUAGAUACAUUUAAAAUCAUUAACGUAGAUAUUACAACUAGGUCAGAUAGGGGAGAGGCGUUGUGAGGUGUUGUUUUAUUUGUUUUUUUAAAGCAAAUUUUGCUGUUUGCUUGAGUAAUUUCAGAUGGAAGGGAGUUCCAUGUGAUCAUUACUCUAUAUAAUACUGUGGGUUGCCUUGAAUUCCUUCUGGAUUUGGGCACUGUGAAGAGACUCCUAGUGGAAUGUCUGGUGGAGUAGGUAUGUCUUUCAGAGCUAUAUGUAAGUUGAAUAUACAGACAGUUUGGAAAUGUCAAUACAAUAAUAUUUGCUGCACUUGACCAUAUUACCAGACAGUAAUCAAGAUGGGACAAGACCAGAGCUUGAACAACUAGUACAGUUGAAUUGUGUCAAAAACGCAGAACAUCUUUUUAUAACAGACAUAGCCCUCACCAUCUACACAACAACUUUGUCAAUAUGACUUGACCAUGAUAAUUGACCAUCCAAUGUUAUACCUAGGAGUUCCUCAACUUGUUCAAUGGUCACACCAUUUCUACACAACUCCAGUUGAGGUUUAGGUUUUAGAGAAUGUUUUAAAACAAAUACAAUGCUUUUAGUUUUAGCUGUAUUUAUGACCAGUUUAUUAUUAAUCCCCUAUUCUGAUACUGACUGUAACUCCUUAUUUAGAAUUUCAGUGAGCUCACUGGCUUUGGGUGCUGACAUGUAGUGUGUAAUCAUCCGCAUACAUAAACUCGGCAAAAAAAGAAACGUCCUCUCACUGUCAACUGCGUUUAUUUUCAGCAAACUUAACAUGUGUAAAUAUUUGUAUGAACAUAACAAGAUUCAACAACUGAGACAUAAACUGAACAAGUUCCACAGACAUGUGACUAACAGAAAUUGAAUAAUGUGUCCCUGAACAAAGGGAGGGUCAAAAUCAAAAGUAAGUCAGUAUCUGGUGUGGCCACCAGCUGCAUUAAGUACUGCAGUGCAUCUCCUACUCAUGGACUGCACCAGAUUUGCCAGUUCUUGCUGUGAGAUGUUACCCCACUCUUCCACCAAGGCACCUGCAAGUUCCCAGAAAUUUCUGGGGGGAAUGGCCCUAGCCCUCACCCUCCGAUCCAACAGAUCCCAGACAUGCUCAAUGGGAUUGAGAUCCGGGCCCUUUGCUGGCCAUGGCAGAACACUGACAUUCUUGUCUUGCAGGAAAUCACGCACAGAACGAGCAGUAUGGCUGGUGGCAUUGUCAUGCUGGAGGGUCAGGAUGAGCCUGCAGGAAGGGUACCACAUGAGGGAGGAGGAUGUCUUUCCUGUAACGCACAGCGUUGAGAUUGCCUGCAAUGACAACAAGCUCAGUCCGAUGAUGCUGUGACACACCGCCCCAGACCAUGACGGACCCUCCACCUCCAAAUCGAUCCCGCUCCAGAGUACAGGCCCCGGUGUAACGCUCAUUCCUUCGACGAUAAACGCGAAUCCGACCAUCACCCCUGGUGAGACAAAACCGUGACUCGUCAGUGAAGAGCACUUUUUGCCAGUCCUGUCUGGUCCAGCGACGGUGGGUUUGUGCCCAUAGGCAACGUUGUUGCCGGUGAUGUCUUGUGAGGACCUGCCUUACAACAGGCCUACAAGCCCUCAGUCCAGCAUCUCUCAGCCUGUUGCGGACAGUCUGAGCACUGAUGGAGGGAUUGGGCGUUCCUGGUGUAACUCGGGCAGUUGUUGUUGCCAUCCUGUACCUGUCCCGCAGGUGUGAUGUUCGGAUGUACCGAUCCUGUGCAUGUGUUGUUACACGUGGUCUGCCACUGCGAGGACGAUCAGCUGUCCAUCCUGUCUCUCUGUAGCGCUGUCUUAGGUGUCUCACAGUACGAACAUUGCAAUUUAUUGCCCUGGUCACAUCUGCAGUCCUCAUGCCUCCUUGCAGAAUGCCUAAGGCACGUUCACGCAGACGAGCAGGGACCCUGGGCAUCUUUCUUUUGGUGUUUUUCAGUCAGUAGAAAGGCCUCUUUGGUGUCCUAAGUUUUCAUAACUGUGACCUUAACUGCCUACCGUCUGUAAGCUGUUAGUGUCUUAACGACCGUUCCACAAUUGUUUAUGGUUCAUUGAACAAGCAUGGGAAACAGUGUUUAAACCCUUUACAAUGAAGAUCUGUGAAGUUAUUUGGAUUUUUACAAAUUAUCUUUGAAAGACAGGGUCCUGAAAAAGGGACGUUUCUUUUUUUGCUGAGUUUAUUAUCCUGCUGAAAUGUCUUAAUGAAAUACAGAGUCUGGAAAUGGGUGGCAAAUCUGAAUAGCCUCUCUAGCUCGGAGUAGUGUGGUGUGUUUGACUGAGGACUGACUGCAUCCAUGUGUCAGAUAUAGUGAGUCAUUUGCUGUUCUGGAAGUGACUGUACCUAUUUUAGUAUUAAGAUCUCUGCUGAAGUUGCUUGUGUGCAUGUAUGAAUGAGAGAGAGCGAGAGAUCUGACACACCCCUUCUGUCUUUGUGUGUGUGCAUGUGUUUUUAUUAAGCUCCCACGACGGAGUAAUGUAGGCUGGUGUGGGCUCCGUCUUGGUCUGCUCUGUCAGAACAGUAAUAUGAAGACCAAGAGAGUUUUCAUCUAUAUUUUUCAUAGCUGUCUAUUUACCACCACAAACCAAUGCUGGCAUUAAGAUUGCACUGAAUGAGUUGUACAAGGCCAUAAAUCAACAGGAAAACGCUCAUCCAGAUGCAGCGCUCCUAGUGGCCGGGGACAUUAAUGCAGGGAAACUUAAAUCCGUUCUACCUAAUUUCUACCAGCAUGUUAAAUGUGCAACCAGAGGAAAAAAAACUCUAGACCACCUUUACUCCACACACAGAGACGCAUACAAAGCUCUCCCUCGCCCUCCAUUUGGCAAAUCUGACCAUAACUCUAUCCUCCUGAUUCCUGCUUAUAAGCAAAAACUAAAGCAGGAAGCACCAGUGACUCGGUUAAUAAAAAAGUGGUCAGAUGACGCAGAUGCUAAGCUACAGGACUGUUUUGCUAGCACAGACUGGAACAUGUUCCGGGAUUCUUCAGACAGCAUUGAGGAGUACACCACAUCAGUCACUGGCUUCAUCAAUAAGUGCAUCGAUGAUGUCGUCCCCACAGUGACCGUACGUACAUACCCCAACCAGAAGCCAUGGAUUACAGGAAACAUCCGCACUGAGCUAAAGGGUAGAGCUGCCGCUUUCAAGGAAUGGGACUCUAACCCGGACGCUUAUAAGAAAUCCCGCUAUGCCCUCCGACGAACCAUCAAACAGGCAAAGAGUCAAUACAGGACUAAGAUUGAAUCGUACUACACUGGCUCUGACGCUCGUCGGAUGUGGCAGGGCUUGAAAACUAUUACAGACUACAAAGGGAAGCACAGCCGCGAGCUGCCCAGUGACACAAGCCAACCAGACGAGCUAAACCACUUCUAUGCUCGCUUCGAGGCAAGCAACACUGAAGCAUGCAUGAGAGCACCAGCUGUUCCGGAUGACUAUGUGAUCACGCUCUCCGUAGCCGAUGUGAGUAAGACUUUUAAGCAGGUCAACAUUCACAAGGCCGCAGGGCCAGACGGGUUACCAGGACGUGUACUCCGAGCAUGUGCUGACCAACUGGCAAGUGUCUUCACUGACAUUUUCAACAUGUCCCUGACUGAGUCUGUAAUACCAACAUGUUUCAAGCAGACCACCAUAGUCCCCGUGCCCAAGGACUCUAAGAUAACCUACCUAAAUGACUACCGACCCGUAGCACUGACGUCUGUAGCCAUGAAGUGCUUUGAAAGGCUGGUCAUGGCUCACAUCAACAGCAUUAUCCCAGAAACCCUAGACCCACUCCAAUUUGCAUACCGCCCCAACAGAUCCACAGAUGAUGCAAUCUCUAUUGCACUCCACACUGCCCUUUCCCACCUGGACAAGAGGAACACCUACGUGAGAAUGCUAUUCAUUGACUACAGCUCAGCAUUCAACACCAUAGUGCCCUCUAAGCUCAUCACUAAGCUAAGGAUCCUGGGACUAAACACCUCCCUCUGCAACUGGAUCCUGGACUUCCUGACGGGCCGCCCCCAGGUGGUAAGGGUAGGUAACAACACAUCUGCCACACUGAUCCUCAACACGGGGGCCCCUCAGGGGUGCGUGCUCAGUCCCCUCCUGUACUCUCUGUUCACCCAUGACUGCAUGGCCAGGCACGACUCCAACACCAUCAUUAAGUUUGCCGACGACACAACAGUGGUAGGCCUGAUCACCGACAACGAUGAGACAGCCUAUAGGGAGGAGGUCAGAGACCUGGCCUUGUGGUGCCAGGACAACAACCUCUCCCUCAACGUGACCAAGACAAAGGAGAUGAUUGUGGACUACAGAAAAAAAAAGAGGACUGAGCACGCCCCCAUUCUCAUCGACGGGGCUGUAGUGGAACAGGUUGAGAGCUUCAAGUUCCUUGGUGUCCACAUCACCAACGAACUAUCAUGGUCCAAACACACCAAGACAGUCGUGAAGAGGGCACGACAAAGCCUAUUCCCCCUCAGGAGACUGAAAAGAUUUGGCAUGGGUCCUCAGAUCCUCAAAAAAUUAUACAGCUGCACCAUCGAGAGCAUCCUGACUGGUUGCAUCACCGCCUGGUAUGGCAACUGCUUGGCCUCCGACCGCAAGGCACUACAGAGGGUAGUGCGUACGGCCCAGUACAUCACUGGGGCCAAGCUUCCUGCCAUCCAGGACCUCUAUACCAGGAGGUGUCAGAGGAAGGCCCUCAAAAUUGUCAAAGACUCCAGCCACCCUAGUCAUAGACUGUUCUCUCUGCUACCGCACGGCAAGUGGUACCGGAGUGCCAAGUCUAGGUCCAAAAGACUUCUCAACAGCUUCUACCCCCAAGCCAUAAGACUCCUGAACAGCUAAUCAUGGCUACCCGGACUAUUUGCACUGCCCCCCCCACCCCAUCCUUUUUACGCUGCUGCUACUCUGUUAAUUAUUUAUGCAUAGUCACUUUAACUCUACCCACAUGUACAUAUUACCUCAACUACCUCAACUAGCCGGUGCCCCCGCACAUUGACUCUGCAACGGUACCCCCCUGUAUAUAUAGCCUCCCUACUGUUAUUUUAUUUUACUUCUGCUCUUUUUUUCUCAACACUUUUUUUGUUGUUGUUAUAUUUUUACUUUUUUUGUUAAAAAGAAAUGCACUGUUGGUUAAGGGCUGUAAGUAAGCAUUUCACUGUAAUGUCUGCACCUGUUGUAUUCGGCGCAUGUGACCAAUAAAAUUUGAUUUGAUUUGAUUUGAAUGUAAUCUCCAGAGAUCUACACGCUGGUUAUUAUGUAGAGGGGUUGUUUUUAAUCAUGUAGCAUAUUAAAGUGAAUACACUUACCUCACCUUGCCAACUUGUGUGUUUACAUGAGUACUUUGCCUUUUCCUCCCUCUCCUCUCUUCUGUGGGUUAGUCAUGCAGGGUGGGGGAGGGGUGACACCCUGACAUACAGCAGACCCCAGGUGCCUCUCUGCCACUUCCCACUUCUCGGAUGCGUUGGUUGGCAUAGUAACAGGUACAGUGAGGGAAAAAAGUAUUUGAUCCCCUGCUGAUUUUGUAUGUUUGCCCACUGACAAAGAAAUGAUCCGUCUAUAAUUUUAAUGGUAGGUUUAUUUGAACAGUGAGAGACAGAAUAACAACAAAAAAAUCCAGAAAAACGCAUUUCAAAAAUGUUAUAAAUUGAUUUGCAUUUUAAUGAGGGAAAUAAGUAUUUGACCCCCUCUCAAUCAGAAAGAUUUCUGGCUUCCAGGUGACUUUUAUACAGGUAACGAGCUGAGAUUAGGAGCACACUCUUAAAGGGAGUGCUCCUAAUCUCAGCUUGUUACCUGUAUAAAAGACACUUGUCCACAGAAGCAAUCAAUCAAUCAGAUUCCAAACUCUCCACCAUGGCCAAGACCAAAGAGCUCUCCAAGGAUGUCAGGGACAAGAUUGUAGACCUACACAAGGCUGGAAUGGGCUACAAGACCAUCGCCAAGCAGCUUGGUGAGAAGGUGACAACAGUUGGUGCGAUUAUUCGCAAAUGGAAGAAACACAAAAUAACUGUUAAUCUCCCUCUGCCUGGGGCUCCAUGCAAGAUCUCACCUCGUGGAGUUGCAAUGAUCAUGAAAACAGUGAGGAAUCAACCCAGAACUACACGGGAGGAUCUUGUCAAUGAUUUCAAGGCAGCUGGGACCAUAGUCACCAAGAAAACAAUUGGUAACACACUACGCCGUGAAGGACUGAAAUCCUGCAGCGCCUGCAAGGUCCCCCUGCUCAAGAAAGCACAUAUACAGGCCCGUCUGAAGUUUGCCAAUGAACAUCUCAAUGAUUCAGAGGAGAACUGGGUGAAAGUGUUGUGGUCAGAUGAGACCAAAAUCGAGCUCUUUGGCAUCAACUCAACUCGCCGUGUUUGAGGGAGGAGGAAUGCUGCCUAUGACCCCAAGAACACCAUCCCCACCGUCAAACAUGGAGGUGGAAACAUUAUGCUUUGGGGGUGUUUUUCUGCUAAAGGGACAGGACAACUUCACCGCAUCAAAGGGACGAUGGACGGGGCCAUGUACCGUCAAAUCUUGGGUGAGAACCUCCUUCCCUCAGCCAGGGCAUUGAAAAUGGGUCGUGGAUGGGUAUUCCAGCAUGACAAUGACCCAAAACACAAGGCCAAGGCAACAAAGGAGUGGCUCAAGAAGAAGCACAUUAAGGUCCUGGAGUGGCCUAGCCAGUCUCCAGACCUUAAUCCCAUAGAAAAUCUGUGGAGGGAGCUGAAGGUUCGAGUUGCCAAACGUCAGCCUCGAAACCUUAAUGACUUGGAGAAGAUCUGCAAAGAGGAGUGGGACAAAAUCCCUCCUGAGAUGUGUGCAAACCUGGUGGCCAACUACAAGAAACGUCUGAUCUCUGUGAUUGCCAACAAGGGUUUUGCCACCAAGUACUAAGUCAUGUUUUGCAGAGGGGUCAAAUACUUAUUUCCCUCAUUAAAAUGCAAAUCAAUGUAUAACAUUUUGUUGUUAUUCUGUCUCUCACUGUUCAAAUAAACCUACCAUUAAAAUUAUAGACUGAUCAUGUCUUUGUCAGUGGGCAAACGUACAAAAUCAGCAGGGGAUCAAAUACUUUUUUCCCUCACUGUAACCAGAGCCCUCUGGGUGUGUGUUCAGCACCAAGUCAAAGGGGAAUGAUUGCUCAAUAGGUGGGCAGGCCAGAGAUGCCAUAGCCUACACAGACUAACCCAACUAAAGUCUAUACACACAAUAAUACUGGAGCUUCAGUGUAGAAAUAUAUACCUAGCUACCUCAGUCCUCAGGGAUCUACCCUUUAUAUAUGUUGCCCACUCCAUUCUUGUUAUAAAAUGAGUAGUAGAAACUGAUCCCCAGUUUCCAACCCAUUCCUCUCAUAGGUUACUCUGCUCCAUCUCCAUCACUCCUCUGAAUGUCCAGUGGCUGGUGUUCUGUCUCUCUCGCUCUCUCACCAUCAAUCAGGGCAUGCCUUUUUACCCGGAGAAAGAGAGAGACUUGUAAUUGUCACCACAGCAGCACAGCAGAGAGAGAGUCAACCACCACCGUGCGAGCAUGGGCCUCAGAGGAAAGAGUGUAGUUUGCAUUUCAGCGGAGCAAUCAAGCAUGCAGAUGAUUUGCAUGAGGCUAAUUAUACAGUAUUAGAGACAGGGAAAAAGUAAUAUAUUCCCUGCCUUGUCACUGAUACAAUUGAGGGACUCCUUCUUCUGGGCUUUUCUGGGUUAUUGCCUGACAAUUUGGCAAUUGGUAAUGGUGAGUUGUUUCAUACAUGAAUUGUCAGAAUACUUUACCUAUUGCGUGGGAUUUUACGAUUAUUAUGGAAAAUAUGUUGUCAUUAUUAGUCAUCGUCACUUUGAGAUGCAUAGCUAAAUAUAAUUUGCUCCCAAUUUGGCGUGGCUCUAAAUUUAGACCAAUGUAACAAAACAUGAAUUAUUAAUAAACGUUUAAGGCUAUACCCCGCAUGUCUCUUGCUGAAGAAGACAUACACACAAUGUAUAUAUAAUAUAUAAAAUGCUGUCGGUGAGAUGCCGAGUGGUAAUUAAGCGUUUAGAUUUAUCAAGCAGAAAGCAAGCAUCUGGAGCCGUGCCGAGGCCAGAUAGAUGGAUCCUUAGCCCCUGGGCCUCAUGUUCUCAACUGUGGUGUGGCCGGUUGGCACUUCUCUUCUCCAUGUGUGAGAGACGCUAGCAGAGAGGGGAUGGGAUAGUAGUAUGCAAGGCAGAGGCCUUGUGAUAGACAGAGGGAGGGAGUGAAGGAAGGAGUGUUAAAGGAAGGAGUGUUUAAGGGAGAGGCCUUGUGAUGGAGAGAGGGAAGGAGUCUGUGAGGCGAGUGAUAAAAGACUGAGGGAGUGGUGAAGGGUUAAGGCACAUGUAUAUGUAGUAAUGUAUGUACAGUACAUUCAGAAAGUAUUCAGACCCCUACACUUUUUCCACAUUUUGUUACGUUACAGCCUUAUUCUAAAAUGGAUUUAAAAAAUAUACCCUUAUCAAUCUACACACAACACCCCAUAAUGACAAAGCAAAAACAGGUUUUUAGAAAUGUUUGCAAUUUAAAAAACAAACGAAAAAAAUCACAUUUACAUAAGUAUUCAGACCUUUACUCAGUACUUUGUUGAAGCACCUUUGGCAGCUAUUACAGCCUCGACUCCUCUUGAGUAUGACGCUACAAGCUUGGCUGGCACACCUGUAUUUGGGGAGUUUGCUGAUUCUUCUCUGCAGAUCCUCUCAAGCGCUGUCAGGAUGGAUGGGGAGCGUCGCUGCACAGCUAUUUUCAGGUCACUCCAGAGAUGUUCGAUCGGGUUCAAGUCCGGGCUCUGGCUGGGCCACUCAAGGACAUUCAGAGACUUGUCCCAAAGCCACUCCUGCGUUGUCUUGGCUGUGUGCUUAGGGUCGUUGUCCUGUUCGAAGGUGAGCGCUCUGGAGCAGGUUUUCAUCAAGGAUCUCUCUGUACUUUGCUCCGUUCAUCUUUCCCUCGAUCCUGACUAGUCUCCCAGUCCCUGCCGCUGAAAAACAUCCCCACAGCAUGAUGCUGCCACCACCAUGCUUCACCGUAGGGAUGGUGCCAGGUUUCGUCCAGACGUGACUCUUGGCAUUCAGGUCAAAGAGUUCAAUCUUGGUUUCAUCAGACCAGAGAAUCUUGUUUCUCAUGGUCUGAGAGUCCUUUAGGUGCCUUUUACUGAGAAGUAUUUGUAUUUGUAUUUAUUAUGGAUCAAGGCAGUAGCUACUCUUCCUGGGGCCAGCAAAAUUAAGGCAGUUUAUACAAUUUUGAAAACAUUACAAUAUAUUCACAGAUUUCACAACACAUUGUGUGCCCUCAGGCCCCUACUCCACCACUACUACAUACAGUUGAAGUCGGAAGUUUGCAUACACUUUAGCCAAAUACAUUAGUUUUUCACAAUUCCUGACAUUUAAUCCUAGUAAAAAUUCCCUGUCUUAGGUCAGUUAGGAUCAACACUUUUAUUUUAAGAAUGUGAAAUGUCAGAAUAAUAGUAGAGAGAAUGAUUUAUUUCAGCUUUUAUUUAUUUCAUCACAUUCCCAGUGGGUCAGAAGUUUACAUACACUCAAUUAGUAUUUGGUAGCAUUGCCUUUAAAUUGUUUAACUUGGGUCAAAAGUUUCGGGUAGCCUUCCACAAGCUUCCCACAAUAAGUUGGGUGAAUUUUGGCCCAUUCCUCCUGACAGAGCUGGUGUAACUGAGUCAGGUUUGUAGGCCUCCUUGGUCGCACACGCCUUUUCAGUUCUGCCCACACAUUGUCUAUAGGAUUGAGGUCAGGGCUUUGUGAUGGCCACUCCAAUACCUUGACUUUGUUGUCCUUAAGCCAUUUUGCUACAACUUUGGAAGUAUGCUUGGGGUCAUUGUCCAUUUGGAAGACCCAUUUGCGACCAAGCUUUAACUUCCUGACUGAUGUCUUGAGAUGUUGCUUCAAUAUAUCCACAUCAUUUUCCUUCCUCAUGAUGCCAUCUAUUUUGUGAAGUGCCCCAGUCCCUCCUGCAGCAAAGCACCCCCACAGCAUGAUGCUGCCACCCCCAUGCUUCACGGUUGGGAUGGUGUUCUUUGGCUUGCAAGCAACCCCCUUUUUCCCCAAAAAAUAACAAUGGUCUUUAUGGCCAAACAGUUCUAUUUUUGUUUCAUCAGACCAGAGGACAUUUCUCCAAAAAGUACGAUCUUUGUCCCCAUGUGCAGUUGCAAACCAUAGUCUGGCUUUGUUAUGGAGGUUUUGGAGCAGUGGCUUCUUCCUUGCUGAGCGGCCUUUCAGGUUAUGUCGAUAUAGGACUCGUUUUACUGUGGAUAUAGAUACUUUUGCACCUGUUUCCUCCAGCAUCUUCACAAGGUCCUUUGCUGUUCUGGGAUUGAUUUGCACUUUUCACACCAAAGUACGUUCAUCUCUAGGAGACAGAACGCGUCUCGUUCCUGAGCGGUAUGACGGCUGCGUGGUCCCAUGGUGUUUAUACUUGCGUACUAUUGUUUGUACAGAUGAACGUGGUACCUUCCGGCGUUUGGAAAUUGCUCCCAAGGUAGAACCAGACUUGUGGAGGUCUACAAUUUAUUUUCUGAGGUCUUGGCUGAUUUCUUUGGAUUUUCCCAUGAUGUCAAGCAAAGAGGCACAGAGUUUGAAGAUAGGCCUUGAAAUACAUCGACAGGUACACCUCCAAUUGACUCAAAUGAUGUCAAUUAGCCUAUCAGAAGCUUCUAAAGCCAUUCCAUUUUCUGGAUUUUUCCAAGCUGUUUAAAGGCACAGUCAAUUUAGUGUAUUUAAACUUCUGACCCACUGAAAUUGUGAUACAGUGAAUUAUAAGUGAAAUAAUCUGUCUGUAACAAUUUUUGGAAAAAUGACUUGUGUCAUGUACAAAGUCGAUGCUGCAGAAAUGUUUUGGUACCCUUCCACAAAUCUGUGCCUCGUCACAAUCCUGUUUCAGAGCUCCACGGACAAUUCCUUCGACCUCAUGGCUUGGUUUUUUUUCCCUGACAUGCACUGUCAACAGUGGGACCUUAUAUAGACAGCUGGGUGCCUUUCCAAAUCAUGUCCAAUCAGUUGAAUUUACCACAGGUGGACUCCACCCUUUGCAGCAAUUACAGCUGCAAGUCUCUUGGGUUAUGUCUCUAUAAGUUUGGCACAUCUAGCCACAGGAUUAUUGCCCAUUCUUCAAGGCAAAACUGCUCCAGCUCCUUCAAGUUGGUGUACAGCAAUCUUUAAGUCAUACCACAGAUUGUCAAUUGGAUUGAGGUCUGGGCUUUGACUAGGCCAUUCCAAGACAUUUAAAUGUUUCCCUUAAACCACUCGAGUGUUGCUUUAGCAGUAUGCUUAGGGUCAUUGUCCUGCUGGAAGGUGAACCUCCGUCCCAGUCUCAAAUCUCUGGAAGACUGAAACAGGUUUCCCUCAAGAAUUUUGAUGUCUUUAGCACCAUCCAUCAUUCCUUAAAUUCUGACCAGUUUCCCAGUCCCUGCCGAUGAAAAACAUCCCCACAGCAUGAUGCUGCCACCACCAUGCUUCACUGUGGGGAUGGUGUUCUCGGGGUGAUGAGAGGUGUUGGGUUUGCGCCAGACAUAGCGUUUUCCUUUUUAGUCUCAUCUGACCAGAGUACCUUCUUCCAUAUGUUUGGGGAGUCUCCCACAUGCCUUUUGGCGAACACCAAACGUGUUUGCUUAUUUUUUUUCUUUAAGCAAUUGCUUUUUUCUGGCCACUCUUCCGUAAAGCCCAGCUCUGUGGAGUGUACGGCUUAAAGUGGUCCUAUGGACUGAUACUCCAAUCUCCGCUGUGGAGCUUUGCAGCUCCUUCAAGGUUAUCUUUGGUCUCUUUGUUGCCUCUCUGAUUAAUGCCCUCCUUGCCUGGUCCGUGAGUUUUGGUGGGCGGCUCUCUCUUGGCAGGUUUGUUGUGGGAUGUUAAAAGUUUCGGAUAUUUGUUUAUAAGCCAACCCUGAUCUGUACUUCUCCACAACUUUGUCCCUGACCUGUUUGGAGAGCUCCUUGGUCUUCAUGGUGCCGCUUGCUUGGUGGUGCCCCUUGCUUAGUGGUGUGGCAGACUCUGGGGCCUUUCAGAACAGGUGUAAAUAUACUGAGAUCAUGUGACAGAUCAUGUGACACUUAGAUUGCACACAGGUGGACAUUAUUUAACUAAUUAUGUGACUUCUGAAGGUAAUUGGUUGCACCAGAUCUUAUUUAGGGGCUUCAUAGCAAAGGGGGUGAAUACAUAUGCACGCACCACUUUUCCGUUAUUUAUUUUAUAUAAUUUUUUGAAACAAGUUAUUUUUUUCCUUUCACUAUACCAAUUUGGACUAUUUUGUGUAUGUCCAUUACAUGAAAUCCAAAUAAAAAUCAAUUUAAAUGACAGGUUGUAAUGCCACAAAAUAGGAAAAACGCCAAGGGGGAUGAAUACUUUUGCAAGGCACUGUCCAUAUAUACAUAUAAAUACAUAUACAUAUAUAUAUACAUAUCCUUUUUUAAAAUAUAUUUCCCUUUAUUACUUUCCAACCCCACCACCCCUUCCCUAAUUGGAGUAAACUAGUGAACAACAAUGCUUAGGCCUCUACUUCCAGCUUAUACUUACUAUAUACAUUUUAUGGACACAGUCAAUUUUACAAUAAUUAUAUUUUGUUUGUUUUUACUCCUGAACUUCCUCUAUCCUCAACCUCUCCGAUCAUUUUCAUGAUGUCCAUCUGGUUUGCUUCUAAAUGUCAUAUCUUUCUAACUGAGCUCUUUCACAAAAGCUCUCAACCUAUAACCUAUAUACUUAUUAUGGACACAGUAUUCUUUACAUUAGUUAUCUUGUUGUUAUUAGUUGUUAGUUGUUAUUAGUUCCGUCCUUCAGCUCUAUUCAACACCUCCCAUCUAUCUCUUAACACCAUCCAUAUUCGAUUUCUAUUUGCCAUAUAUUUUUCAACUGUAAUGUUUCACAAAAGUUCUGAACCCUUCUAUGCUCAUUGUUUCUACAGAUUGUAAAUUGAAAAUAAACAUUUUUGCUAAAAGUAUUAUUAUAUUAUUGAUCGAUUGACUAUGACUUUUCAGAUCACCCAGUAGUGCUAUCUGCAGGGUUAGCUCCAGGUAAAUAUUGCAAUCCUUCAGCCAUUCCUGGACCUGUGACCAAAAACAAGCUACAGAUGGACAGUACCAAAACAAAUGAUCUAAUGAUUAUGUCUCUUCGCAGCAAAAUCUGUGUGUGUGUGUGUGUGAGAAUACUUAUGUAAAUAAGGUAUUUCUGUUAUUUUUAUUUGCAAAAAUUUCUUAAAACCUAUUAUUUCUUUGUCAUUUAUUUAGUUAUUCCAUUUUAGAAAAAAGCUGUAUCGUAACAAAAUGUGAUAAAAGGGAAGGGGUCUGAAUACUUUCCGAAUGCACUGUAUGUGUGUACGUCUAUAAUGUCUAUGUUAAUGUUUUUAAAUGUAUGUAAAUUGUAAAGUGUUUUUGUCUGUAAUGUAUUUUUCGUUAUGUGUCGGACCCCAGGAAGUCUAGCUGUCGCCAUUGGCAUCCGUUAAUAAAAAAUUUAAAAGGGCUGUAAAAGAGGGGGAGUUGUUGAGCAGCUGACAUGGGGGUGUGGGGGGGGGGGGGGGGGGAUCUGCAGGGAGGCGAGGACCCAACGAUGCACAAGGCAUCCAGUGUCCUCAGCCUUCUCCAACUGGCUGCGGCUGUGUGUGCGUGUGUUUCAGGCGUGUGUGUGUGCGCGAGCGGGUGUGUGGCCUCAACCUUCGUCCACUGGUGUGGUGAGUGUGGCCUCAACCUUCCUCCACUGGUGUGGUGUGUAGCUUCAUUCCAUCUUUAUUGGUGAAGUGGGGGUUUUGGUUUGGGGGGGCGUUUUUUGUAGAGGUCCCACCGGAGGGGAGGCGAUGGGCAGUGGCACAUCAGCCUAAUCUCUCCUCCCCCCCCCCCCCCGGGGGGGGGGCCCCAAAACCGCGCGCACAAGCGCGGACGCGCGCCCGGGGGGGACCGGGAGGCGCGGGGGGGCGGCGCGCCACAAACGCCCGGCACAAACACGAGGGCGGCAACCCCACACCCCACAAAACGCGCGCGCGCAAGCGGGCGAAAAAGGGCGCACACACGGCGCACGCGCGCGGGACCGGGGAGCGGCGGGCGGGCGCGCCGCCCAAAACCCCCGGCACACACACACAGCGCGCGCCACAACACCCAAAACGAGCCGCGCCGCACGAGGGCGCGCAAAACGCGCGCACAACGCGCGCACGCCGCGCGACCGGGAGCGGCGGGGGGGCGCGCGCCCAAAACCGGCCCCACACACACAACGCCCCAACACAAACAAACCCCCCACCCACACCGCCCCCACACCCAAAAACACCGGCCCCACGGCCCCAGGGCCCCCAAAAACCACGGCCCGGCCAAACCCCACACAGCCCCAAAGAGCGCGGGGGGCGGCGGCGCAAAAAACGCGGGGGCGCACACACACGGGGGCGGGGCGGACCCGCGGGCGGGCCCGGGGAGCGCGCGCGGGCGGGCGCGCGCACAAAGCCGGGGAACACACAGAGCGCGCGCGGGGGACGCGCGCGGGCGGGCGGCGCGCGCGGGGCGCGGGGCGCGGCGGGGGGGGAGGCGGGCGGAACCGGGAGCGGGCGGGGGGGCGCCACAACGGCGCGCAACACAAGACGGCGGGGGGCGCGCGCCCGGACGAGGCGCCGGGGGGGGGGCCCCGGGGGGGGCGGGCGGCGCGGGGGGCGCGGGGCGGGGGGGCGCCGGGGGGGGGGGGGCGCGCGCGGGGGGCGCACGGGCACACACACGAGGCCCCGGGCGCGAGCGGGGGCCCCGGGCGGCGGCCACGCCAAACCCCCGGCGGCGGCGCCGCGCGCGCACACGACGCGCGGGGCGGGCGGCGAACACACCCCGCGCGCGCGGGCGCCGGGGACGCGGGGCGGGGGCGGGCGGAGGCGCGGACACACGCGCGGGCGGACGCGCGCGGGGGACGGCAGCGCGGGGGGCGCGCAAAACAAGGGCACAACAACGAGCGCGGCGCGCAGAGGCGCGCCGCACACCACCCAACACCACGGCGCGCGCGGGGGGGGCGGGCGGGGGGGCGGGCCCCCACGAGCGGCGCGCAGCGGCGCGGGCGGACGCGCGCGGCGGAACCCGGGGAGCGCGCGGGGGGGGGGGCACAAACAAGCGCGCCCACACCAGCGCGCGCGAGGGCCGCGCCACAAAAAAACAAAAAAGGGGGGGGGGGGGGGGGGGAGGGGCGGGCGCGGGGGGGAGGGGGGGGAAAGGGGGGGGGGGGGGGGAGGGGGGGGGACGGGGAGGCGGGGGGGGAGGGGGGGGAGGGGGGGGGGGGAACACACGGGGGGGCCCCCCCACCCCCCCCCCACAAAAACCCCCCACACCCCCCCCUCCCCCCCCCCACACACACACACCACCACACACACACACCUCCACAACCCCACCUUUCCGGGGGGGCCCCCCUCGGGCCGGCCCAAAACCCCCCCACACACACUCCGGGCCCCCACACAAAACCCCACACACACAACCCGGCAGCCCCGGGCACCCGGGCGGGCCCCAGGGGCGGGCGGGGGGGCGCACAAACGCGCGCACCACACACGAGGCGCGCACGAGCGCGGCCCCCAAGAGGCGGCGGCGGGGACGGCACAAGAGCGCGGCGGACCGGGAGCGCGCCGGGCGGGCCCCGCGCGCGCAAACAACGGGGCCGACAGCCGGGGGACGCGCGGGCGGGGGCCCGGGGAGCGCCGCGGCGGGGCCAAACCGAAAAAAAACCCGGCCAACACGGGGGCGCCGCCACAAAAACCCCACACAAAAAGAGGGUGGGGCCCCACCUCAACCACCCCUCGCCCCACAAACCCCAAAAGAACCACAACACACCCCCGCUCACACGGCCCACACUAACUCCCAACCCCCUUUCCCUUUUUGCAACCUUCUACCCCCGUUCCCCAAACCUCCCACACCACGCAUCUCUCUACACGACCUCCACUCCUCACCCCCUUCUACCCCGUUUUCCAACAGGGUUUACCCUCUUCCCUAUCCACAAACCUCGAUCUCUACAACACUAUCGCUGCUCACACACACACACUCACGCUCGCUACACACACACACUUAUCGCUCGCGCGUCACACACACUAUAUAUCUCUCUCUCUCUUUCUCUCACACUCUAUCUCUCUCACACACACUCUGUGUCUCUCUCACACACACACACACACACUUUCUCUUUCUCUCACAAACUCUCUCUCUCACACUCUCUCUCUCACACACACACACUCGCUCUCUCACACACACACAAAACACAUGACUGUGCUGGGCUGGGAUGCCAGUGUGCUCUGGGAAUUGACCUGCCUGCUGACAGUGCUAGAUGGCAGGAUUAGGUUGUAUCUAUCAAAGAGGCGUUUCUAUGCCACAUUAUGUAAUGUAUUAUGUGUCUACACUUCCAGGAUGACUGAGGAAGGAGAGCAAAACAGGGCUGCCUGAAUGUCAUCCCCAGGAGAGUGUGAAAGGGGCAGAAUGGGAGCAAGAAGGAAAUAGAGAUACCAUAGAGGUCUAUUGAAACUCACCGCAGGAGCCCAUUGUGACAGUGGAUCGAUACUGUACUGCUGCUACUUGCAGAGGAAUCGGAAGAACCUCUGUCCGUUACAUCCAUUUAGGGUGGCAACAUUUUAUGUAGGUUAGAAUGUAACAGAACAGACACUGUAGAUAGUCUUUCCUCGGCCCAUUCCCGCUUACUUCCAUUUACCUCUUCCCUCGACUCCUCUCUCCACUACCUAGCUAGCUCUUCUCUGUGUAGUCUUUGUGGUGUUGUUUUCUUUGACCACUCCUCGUCCAGCUAUGUGGUGACAGAACUGAUGCAGAGUGACCUCCAUAAGAUCAUCGUGUCACCUCAGCCCCUCAGCUCAGACCACGUCAAAGUAUUUCUCUAUCAGAUCCUCCGAGGUAAGACCUCUCCGGCACGCACACACACUCCCAGAUCACAUUGCAAACAUUAAAACAUGAUUUUCACACAUAUCAGCUUGAAUUGUCAUUGAUAAAAAACGGGGUGGGACCUUCGCACAAGGAACUGUUUGAAAACCGUUCAACUGAAUCCUUCCCGGCAUGUGUUUUGUCUGUAGGACUGAAGUACCUGCACUCAGCUGGCAUCCUACAUCGAGACAUCAAACCUGGCAACCUCCUGGUCAACAGUAACUGUGUGCUUAAGGUUGGUAUACUGUCCUCUACCAUCUAACAUCUCCAUCCUUCUGUGAUGAUAACAUGUAUUACGCUACUGAGAUGUAUAGUAUGAUAUAUUGAUGAGGUCAAGUUGGGGUUGGAGUCUGCUCUGUAGAAGUACAGUAUCUGAAAUACAAACACACACACCGUUACCGGGGGUCUGUAGCCCCAGUGGGAUUUCUACAGUACAUGAUGCUGGGCUCUUGACAUAUACAUUUUCAUCCUGGGGCCUGGUAAUGGAGGCCCUGCCUGGGUUUAUGCUACCCUUAGCUCCCUCUCCUCCCCCCACAGACAGCUGGGAGGCGUGCUAGUCCACGGGUGGGGGAGAGAGAGAGAACAUGAGGAGGGAGAAGGUGGAGGACAGAGUGAUUCCGUGUGUUCUCUGGCUGACUCUGGAGAACAGAUUGUCUCUAGCAGACAUUUACUAAUUUAGCUCCUAAUUCUCAUUUCCCAAACGGGAAACCUUCCCCACACAUUCUGGGCUAUUUUCAGACCAACCCAUCCCUGCCUGCCUCUGUGAUGCUCCCUGCCUGUGAUUGGGUGCUGUCUGCCCAUGAUAUUGCUGUGUUCCUUCUCUUCCAAGUCUGCCAUUAUUUUAGAGAGAGGCGCUCAUUUAAUUUCUGAUGAUGAACAUCCCCUUCCAAAAAUCUCCUCCCUCAGCAGCAUCAGCUACUCAAGCAGUUAGAUUCAGUUGUGUACAAGCUGGUGGGGAGCAAUCGUCUGGAGUAAUGUGACAAGGCCCGUAGCGGUGCGACACUAAUGUGGCUCCCUCAUUUAUGAAUGAUCCAAGUAUUCCUUUCUUUUGUGUCUUUAGACGUAUCAGACAAUGUUCUCAUUCAGUUAUAUAACAAUUGACUCCGACCAGUCACAGGAAGCUGCCAAAUAAUAAAAAGUAUCUUACAAAAAGCUGCAUGCAUCUAAACCUUGAGUUAGGUUGGGAUGACGAAUCUAUUUGUGUAUUGGUAUUGAUGGAUGUAUUCAUGUGAACAUGUUCUCACCCUUCAUCCCUCUCCAGAUCUGUGACUUUGGGCUGGCGCGGGUGGAGGAGCUGGACGAGUCUCGUCACAUGACUCAGGAGGUGGUGACCCAGUAUUACCGCGCGCCAGAGAUCCUCAUGGGCAGCCACCAUUACUCCAACGCCAUCGACAUCUGGUCUAUAGGAUGCAUCUUCGCCGAGCUACUGGGCCGACGCAUCCUGUUCCAGGCCCAAAGCCCCAUCCAGCAGGUAACCAAUACUGUAAACACUGAGAACAUGUAAAUCUGACAUGGAAUACUUGCUGAUCUAGUAUUCAGUGCAGAGCAUUGAAAUAAGAAAAAAAGGUAUUGGCUAUCCUUAGUUGUGUUAGUUAGUCUGUAGAAUUCACUGAGGUUUUUUUUUUUCAGCUUGAGCAGAGCUUUCAGAGAUAAAGUUUGUAUUUGAAAACAGGACCGAGUUUCCUUGAACGCUUAGUGUCCGUGUCUCUCCAGACCUUGGGCUCUGGUCCUGCCUCGUUACCUCCCCAUUUCAGAGAUGACAUGUUGAGUUAGCUGUGGAGGGAGGAAUGCAGUCUUAUGUCUCAGUACACACUACUCCCUUUCACUUCUGAUAUCGACACAAAUGACGUGUUCACAGAUACUGUGUGUUCACAAUGGACUGCAAAAUUGCAUGAUGAAGCAAUAAGUCAAUACACACACAAUACAUACAGUACAGCUCACUGGAGUCAUUUACUUGGCCUGCCUGUCUCAACUACCUCGCCUUUACUGCAUAUGUGUGUGUGUGUGUGUGUCUGUGUGUGUGUUCGUGCAUGCGUGUCUCGAGUACAGUAACAUAUGCUGCAUGGCGUUCUUCUGUGUGUGUUCUUGUGUUGUAGCUGGAUCUGAUCACGGACCUGCUGGGAACUCCCUCUCUGGAGGCCAUGAGGACAGCGUGUGAGGGGGCCAGGGCCCAUAUCCUCAGAGGACCACACAAACAGGUAGGGACACAGAUGAGCGGUAUGUGUUUUCUGGAGCAGGACAGCACAUGAGUCUCCUGAGCAAGGUUUUCACAAGUCCUACAAAUCAAUUAUUACAGGAGUCAGUGAUGAGUGGUCCUCUUGGACAACAAGAUGGCGUUUUGCCAAGAGUGUGCAAAGCUGUCAAGGCAAAGGGAGGCUACUUUGAAGAAUCUCAAAUAUAAAAUAAAACACUUUUUUGGUUACUACAUGAUUCCAUAUGUGUUGAUGUCUUCACUAUUAUUCUACAAUGUAGAAAAUAGUAAAAAUAAAGAAAGACCCUUGAAUGAGUAGGUGUGUCCAAACUUUUGACUGGUACUGUAUAUUAAUUUGGGGACAGUUCGAAACACAUGAAACAUUCAUGGCCAUUUAGCUAGCUUGCUGUUGUUAUCUAAUUUGCCCUGGGAUAUAAAUAUUGGGUUGUUAUUUUACCUGAAAUGCACACGGUCAUUUUUUUCUGGAUCUUUGUAGAAUUUUGACCCAUUUUGAGUCACACAAAAUUGUGUGUUCUCUACUCCAACAAUUAAUCCACAGAUAAAAGGGGAAACCUAGUUAGUUUCUAGUAAUAUCUCCUCCUUCAGUCUUCUUCCUCUUCCUCUUCUUCUUCUUCUUCUUCUUCUUCUUCUUCUGUGGACUUUAUAUUGUGGUUGGCAACCAACUUUAAGGCGCAUUACCACCACCAACUGGACUGGAGUGUGGACCUCAGUUCAUCUUUCAAUUACCCACAUGGUAUAUGCUCCUAAAAACCAAUAAGGUGGGAGAGGCAGGACUUGCAGCUAAUUAAGCGUAAAAAAUAGAACCAGGUUCUAUUUUAGCGCCUGGCUACGCAGACGCUCGUUGACGCACACAAGCAGUUUGGCUGAAAUGAUUGAAUAACAUGUAUGUGUGCAUUUAUUUGCAACGCUCGCGCAUGUAAUGCUAGCGGUGUGGUCAGCAUGUUAGAAGUAGGCCUAUAGGCUACCUGGCCUGCACGCAAAUGUAGGCAUAUAAAUGUGCCCAUUUGGGGAUCUGAUAGUAUUUCUGAUUGGCUUAACGCACCACCACUAAUGAGCUGUGGAGCUUCUCAAAGUCAUGUUUUUUUUCACCUCAAACAGCAAGUAAACAAAGUCUGUUUUUACAUCAAUUGAGAAUUACAAUAGUUCCUCAAUGUAUUUGAAAAAUCUUUCCAGCUCUCUCCCUUUCGAUAACCACUCAGCGUGAAAGGGAAAAAUGUCAUGCUCUGAUCCUAUGAAAAUAGGCCUACCUGAUUACUUCUUAUCAGUGCUUGACUUGGACUGAAAUAGGUUCCAGUACUCAUUUUGGGUGCUGGUACUGUUUUCAUUUAGGUGCAGGAGCUCCACAAUACUUUUCAGCUAAUAUUCUAUAAGAGGAACAGGAGCUCAGGGGCUCCCGAGUUGCGCAGCGGUCUGAGGCGUCACUACAGACCCAGGUUCGAUCCCAGGCUGUGUCACAACCGGCCGCGACCGGGAAAACCAAAGGGCGGCGCACAAUUGGCCCAGCGUUGUCCGGGUUAGGGGAGGGUUUGGCCGGGGGGGCUUUACUUUUCAUUGCACUCUAGCAACUCCUUGUGGUGGGCCGGGCGCAUGCAGGCUGACUUUGGUCGUCAGUUGAACGGUGUUUCCUCCGACACAAUGGUGCGGCUGGCUUCCGGGUUAAGCGGGUGGGUGUUAAGAAGCACGGUAAGGCGGGUCAUGUUUCGGAGGACGCAUGACUCGACCUUCGCCUCUCCCGAGCCCGUUGGAGAGUUGCAGCGAUGAGACAAAAUCGCAACUGGAUCUCACGAAAUUGGGGAGAAAAAGGGGGUAAAAUACCCCCCACCCCAAAGAAAAAAGAGGAACAGGAGCUCAAACAGUAGAACAUUUGAGGUGUCGGUACUCAGCUCCAGUGAGCUCCUGCCCAAGUCAAGGACUGCUUCUUAUCCCUUGCGCAAGUAGCCUACAGCUGUGUCUGUCCGGAGCUCAUUGGCGCGGGAAACUCUUGAGGGCCCAGAAUAUUUUAUACAACGUUGCAAGUUCUCUAGCGCAAGCUUCUGGCUGGACCCAAGUUAAUAGUUUAUACAAUAUUUCAAGUUUGUUGCAGACAAGCCACGUGUAGCCAAUGUGAUUUAAAGGAUAUUUAUUGUUAUCACGAUAUUUUCUACCUGCAGGCUGCAGUUUUUAUUUGUUGGCUUAAUUUAGACUAUUUUUACAUAGUUGGCAAUGGGAAUAGAAGUUACUUUUUAGGUUUGUAUAAUUUUCAUUUGGAUUUGGAUAGAAUUUUGAUUAACCACAUGACAAAGAUUUUGAGAUAUGAAGACGUUAUUAUAAAUAAAUUAAACUGUUCCACGGAAAUGUACAUAUGAAAACCAUAACUGGCACGCAGAUCGGUAGAAAUUGUCAAAUAAAUUGGCAUUCCACAUGAGAAAGGUUGCCGACUCCUCGUGUAGCCUAAUACCGGCAAAUUUAGGAGAGUAAUAGCAGAAACUGUGAAAGACAGUUAUCUAGAUCUAUGGCUUCCUCUUGUGUCUUAUUUCAUCAAACAGUAAGCUUAAAGUAUCAGACAAGCUCAAUGCGUAUAUAGUUGAUUUUAUUAAAACACAUACGGUGUGUCUAUACAGUUGAAGUUGGAGGUUUACAUACACUUAGGUUGGAGUCAUUAAAACUUGUUUUUCAACCAAUCCACACAUUUCAUGUUAACAAACUAUAGUUUUGGCAAGUCGGUUAGGACAUCUACUUUGUGCAUGACACAAGUAAUUUUUCCAACAAUUGUUUACAGACAGAUUAUUUCACUUAUAAUUCACUGUAUCACAAUUUCAGUGGGUCAGAAGUUUAAAUACACUAAAUUGACUGUGCCUUUAAACAGCUUGGAAAAUUCCAGAAAAUGAUGUCAUGGCUUUAGAAGCUUCUGAUAGGCUAAUUGACAUACUUUGAGUCAAUUGGAGGUGUACCUGUGGAUGUAUUUCAAGGCCUACCUUCAAACUCAGUGCCUCUUUGCUUGACAUCAUGGGAAAAUCAAAAGAAAUCAGCCAAGACCUCAGAAGAAAAAUUGUAGACCUCCACAAGUCUGGUUCAUUCUUGGGAGCAAUUUCCAAAUGUCUGAAGGUACCACGUUCAUCUGUACAAACAAUAGUACGCAAGUAUAAACACCAUGGGACCACGCAGCUGUCAUACCGCUCAGGUGAACAUACUUUGGUGCGAAAAGUGCAAAUCAAUCCCAGAAGAACAGCAAAGGACCUUGUGAAGAUGCUGGAGGAAACAGGUACAAAAGUAUCUAUAUCCACAGUAAAACGAGUCCUAUAUCGACAUAUAACCUGAAACGCCGCUCAGCAAGGAAGAAGCCACUGCUCCAAAACUGCCAUAAAAAAGCCAGACUACGGUUUGCAACUGCACAUGGGGACAAAGAUCCUACUUUUUUGAGAAAUGUCCUCUGGUCUGAUGAAACAAAAAUAGGACUGUUUGGCCAUAAAGACCAUCGUUAUGUUUGGAGGAAAAAGGGGGAUGCUUGCAAGCCGAAGAACACCAUCCCAAUCCUGAAGCACGGGGGUGGCAGCAUCAUGCUGUGGGGAUGCUGUGCUGUAGGAGGGACUGGUGCACUUCACAAAAUAGAUGGCAUCAUGAGGAAGGAAAAUUAUGUGGAUGUAUUGAAGCAACAUCUCAAGACAUCAGUCAGGAAGUUAAAGCUUGGUUGCAAAUGGGUCUUCCAAAUGGACAAUGACCCUAAGCAUACUUCCAAUGUUGUGGCAAAAUGGCUUAAGGACAACAAAGUCAAGGUAUUGGAGUGGCCAUCACAAAGCCCUGACCUCAAUCCUAUAGAACAUCUGUGGGCAGAACUGAAAAAGCGUGUGCGACCAAGGGGGCCUACAAACCUGACUCAGUUACACCAGCUCUGUCAGGAGGAAUGGGCCAAAAUUCACCCAACUUAUUGUGGGAAGCUUGUGGAAGGCUACCCGAAACGCUUGACCCAAGUUAAACAAUUUAAAGGCAAUGCUACCAAAUACUAAUUGAGUGUAUGUAAACUUCUGACCCACUGGGAAUGUGAUGGAAGAAAUAAAAGCUGAAAUAAAUCAUUCUCUCUGCUAUUAUUCUGACAUUUCACAUUCUUAAAAUAAAGUGGUGAUCCUAACUGACCUAAAACAGGGAAUUUUUACUAGGAUUAAAUGUCAGGAAUUGUGAAAAAAGGAGUUUAAAUGUAUUUGGCUAAAGUGUAUGUAAACUUCCGACUUCAACUGUAUAUGGAAAAUAACACGUUUAAACAUUUCUACCAAUCAAUUGGUCGAACAGAUGACUUUCGGUCACCAAGAUUUGUUUUAGUCGGGGACAGCCCUAGUGUGUGUGUGUGUGUGUGUGUGUGUGUGUGUGUGUGUGUGUGUGAUCCUACAGUCCUCUGGAGCUCGUGUCUUCAUUACUAAGGCUUGACAGAUUUGUGUAAGAGUGGAUUGGGUUUCUGUGAAUGGAAUAACAUAGCCAGGAACCAGCCCAUGGAUUAUUGGUAUUGGGUGUGUGUUCUGUGCGUCUUCCAUGUCUGAUUUGGGCAGAUGGUAUCCUGCAGGGAACAGGAACUGCAGAGCAAGCACCGUGGCCUUGCCCCCUGCCUCCCAUCGACCCACAAGCCCUGCCACGCUUAUACCUCCUCGCCACCUCCCUACCCCUGUGUGUGUGUGUGUGGUGUCUGUGUGCGCCAUCCCUGUAAGCGAACGCUGACAUUUGGAUGACCUUGUCACUCGACGCUCCCUCCCAUGUGUGUGUCUCCUGCAGGCUAGGCAAUGCGUGGAGCAGGAUGUUUUAAUCAUGUCUAUCGACUGACGUUUAGAUUACAGACCUGGGGCCGGUAGGGGCAGCAUAGGGAGAGGAGGGAGGGGUGGGAGGGGGUGAUGGGGGAUGUGGGUGUGUGGGUUGGAGGAUGGUGGUGGGGUCCAAGCCAAAAGGGAUCAUGUUUCUUGCCAGCAAUGCGGUCCCAGGGCACAUCAUGCCAUCAUGGGGGUGAGGUGGGAGGGAGGGGGGUUUGACGGUAGUCAAAUGUAUGACGCUCGCAGAAAUGCAGUGGUAGGAAAUAUACAUCUGGGGUUAAUCUUACACCCCCACCCCCAACAACCAUGCUGGUCCUGUUCAUCUGACCCCCCACCCCGAUUCUCACGAUUCUAUAUGUACUGCAUUUCGAUACUGUGUUUUUAUUGCGAUUCGAUGUUCCAAAAAUAUUGCUCACCAUAUGUCUGCUGCAGAGUGACUAGAGAGUCAUGAAAACAAAUUGGCACCCUAUUUAAAAAGAUGAUGGAGAACAAGCUAUGAAGGAAAAAUACUGGAGUUUUGGUGCAGGUACAGCAAACUAGCACAAAAAUAAUAUUGCAAUAUUGUCAAAACAAUACGAUACAGUAUAUCAUCAAAAAUAAUAUCCUGAUAUGUAAAUAUGGAUUUUUCCCCCAUCACUACCAACCAUGCUCUAUCUGCAGGGUGGCUGUUCAGUGGCCGAUUGCAUCUUUCUGUGGGUGGGUAUUCACAAGUUGACCACAUUCAGUACAUAAAAUGUCUUUAAAAGCCCUGGUUUUAGCUGUUCCUUCAGACGCAAGUUCAAAGGUUACAAGAUGAAGCCAGAGGUCAACACACACUUGAAGGUUUUUUGGAGGGUUGGGAGAGCUGCUUAUUCACGUGACAGAACAGGGUCUUUGUGAAGAUGAGAGAAUGAAGCAUCACAGAGAGCCCCUGCCCUCCUCUCAUCCCCCUUUCUUUUCCCUCUGGAGGAGGUGAAGGACCUGCGAGAGGAGGGUGAGAGGGCACAGGAGAGAGGAGAGGGUGAGAGGAGAGGAGAUGUUGACCAAGGAGCUUUGAAGAGGGAAGAAGGGGUUCCUUUUUACACAAUGAGGGUCUGGGGCAUUGCAGCUUGGGAGGGAAGGAGGGAGGGAAGAGAGGAGUGAAACAUGGCGGGAGGAGGAGGGUAGGCAGACCGAGUGCUGCUUUUAAAGACAAGGUUUUCCGAGUUGCAUCAGAGACAUCAUUACAGCUGCUUAUUCUCCCAGACGGAGAGAACGUCCACAGAGGAGUACAGGCACUCAGGCUGCUUCUCACUAACCUAAUGUAGCUUCCUCUCCUCUCCUUCUCACUACUCUAAUGGAGCGUCCUCUCCUCUCCUCUCCUCUCCUCUCCUCUCCUCUCCUCUCCUCUCCUCUCCUCUCCUCUCCUCUCCUCUCCUCUCCUCUCCUCUCCUCUCCUCUCCUCUCCUCUCCUCUCCUCUCCUCUCCUCUCCUCAUUACUCUAAUGAAGCUUCCUCUCCUGUCCUCACCGGCUCUCUUUCAUCUGUUCUGGUGUGAGAGAACAGGACGGGCAAGCGCAAAUUCCAGGUAGUCAUCCACCAUAUCACUUCACCCCUUCUCUGUUUUCAGAGCAAGCUGUAGAUGAGGGUGACAGAGAUGAGAAGAAGACACCACUUUAGAGUCUUGUGAUGCACCCUGAGUCAUCCAGGAAAGGACUGCAAUAACUGGGUCCAGACAUAUGAGAUGUAUAGAGAACUUGAAUGAAUGUGGCCCUUAGAUUCUUUACUAAUAAUUGUUCUCGUAUAUUCUAAUAAAAUAAUCAUGUUUUGAGGGGAAAAUAGAACACACCAGGGUGCCAGUUCUCGCUGUGCUUUCUAAAUAAAUCUGUGUGAGGAUGGCUAAUGAAAUGAAAGCCAUUGGGCUCUACUGUAGCCAGCGUUGGGAAACUAGCCCCCACCCACCCUGAGCAGGAGGCUUAGGCAGGUCAAUACCCCAAGCUAAAUGAGUUUAGAAAUCAGAGAAGGGCUUGAAAGCUGCAAAGCACCCCCUCUCCACACACGCGCACACACACACUGUGUAUUUGUCACUCACUCUCUUUUUUUUCUCACGCACGCACACACACACCCCAACCACUCUGCUCUACCCUCGAACCACGCGAAGCUAAGUGCAGCCUUUUCUGCUGAAACAGGAAUCCUCACUGGCAGUCUGCCGUUACAUGAGCUGUCCGUCUGGGUAGAGAAGUUACCAGAGGCUGCUACUCGCUUGCUUCACUCUGCUGCUGGAGCACACACCACUUAACCUCAGCAAACACACACACAAUCCAAAUAAACCCACCUUUCACUUCCUCCAAAUCUUUGUACAGAACAGUCUGACAUGGUGUUGACACGCUGGUUGUUUUGGAACCCUCAUCCCUUGUUCCAGUAAUUACCUGCAUGUUUAUCGGCCCAUCCUUCACCAGUCUCUCCUCCUCUUAGCUCCAGGAGGCUAGCUAGCUAGCGUUAGCAGCAGUUUUGCAUGAGUAAACAGUGGAAUCAUGUCCACUUGUCCACACCACCAUACAUCCCUCAGGUGCAACUCUUCCUUUCACAGUGCCCUGUUGUACCUGUCUCUGAGGCUUUGAGGCUGUAGCCUGGGAAGGCUUUGUUAUUGUCUGGUAGAGUGAUGUACAACUUGUUUGUUGUGCUGGGGGAUGGGGGCAGAGAGAGGACGAUGUUUGAGGAGGGUGUGGGAAAGGCAGGCAGCUUGCCCCGGCUGGCCCUGGGCAGGGCUAGGUCAGACCUGAUGUUCCCUUUUUAUUUUAAAAAUAAUAUUAAUAAUUAUAUACAUUAUUUGUAAAGCACAUUUCGUAUUAUGUUUUGCAGGCCAAAGUGCAUGUCGAGACGACAGAAACAAAUAUUUAUAGCUUAGAAGAAUGUCACAUGUAGGGCUGUGGCGGUCGUGAAAUUUUGUCAGACAGUGAUUGCCGAUCUCACGGUAAUUGAGCAUAGCCUACGAGCCAUUUAAAAUAGCCUACACCAUCACAAUAAAUCGAUUCUUUAUUUUAGACAGGUCGAAGAAAUUGUAGUCUAGUUCAGAAGAACAGAAUAGCAUACUCUGACAUUAUGUUAGGCCCUAAUCUGGCAUUCCCAUAUGUCUGUGGGAUACACUAGUUCAUUUAGCAGAAAAUAUUUGCUUAUAAUUACUGUGGCAUUAUUUUAUAUUAUUUUAUAGUAUGAAGAAUAAAAUUGAACAUAGCUGAAUAAAAUAGAAGUAUAAAAUAGGAGUGCGUACAUGCGGCUGUGUUGAGCGGGUAACAAAGAAACAGGUCCUCCUUGUACAAACGGCAAGCUCAUCUCCUUCCCAAGACCCCAACAUUCUUUUGGUUUUCCUAUUGGAAUAAGGUCAAGCCAAUCAUCAUAAUUUAUUAGCCAAUCAGCAGCCGUUUCCCCUGGGAUUUAGCGUAAUACCCGACCAGGCAGGGCCUCAAGCAGUCUGUAGUUUCCGUUCUGAUGACCAACCUGUUUUUCUCUCCUGUUUAUACUACUUCCUUAGAAGAAGUUGCUUUUCUUUCUGAUGUUUAUUGUGCUUGCAGCUAAAUGUAAGUGCCAAAAUCCUGAUGUCUUGUUGUUUGGAGCUAAAUAGUGUCUGUUGUAAAUAUUUACAUUUACGUCAUUUAGCUGACGCUCUUAUCCAGAGCGACUUACAAAUUUGGUGCAUUCACCUUAUAGCCAGUGGGAUAACCACUUUACAAUUAUUAUUAUUAUUAUUAUUUUUUAUUUUUUUUGGGGGGGGGGUUAGAAGGAUUACUUUAUCCUAUCCCAGGUGUUCCUUAAAGAGGUGGGGUUUCAAAUGUCUCCGGAAGGUGGUGAGUGACUCCGCUGUCCUGGCGUCGUGAGGGAGCGUGUUCCACCAUUGGGAUGCCAGAGCAGCGAACAGUUUUGACUGGGCUGAGUGGGAACUGUGUUUCAGCAGAGGUAGGGGAGCCAGCAGGCCAGAGGUGGAUGAACGCAAUGCCCUCGCCCUAUGUACCGUUCGUGUUAAACUUGUUAGCUAGCAUUAGCAUUGCCAUCCGGAAUGCAUGACUAUUUAGCAUGCUUAUUAGCGAUUGGCAUAUGUUAACAUUUGUCUGUGGUGCUAUGCUAUUUUCGGUUGUAGAUCGCUCAUACUUAUUAUGUUGUUUUAUAAUGUGUAGUUAUUUCUAAAUUGCUCUAUUGUUCGUUGUGCAUCUAUCAUGUGUUUGGGUCCACAUAGUCUGCUUAGUUGUUGACACGCAAAUAGGCAUAUUUUCCCCAUAUUGUGUCAUAGCCUAAGUUUUCCUAUUUUCUUUACAAAACCACAAUUAGUAUCAGAGGGAGUGGUGUUGUGUGUGUGUGUGUGUGUGUGUGUGUGUGUGUGUGUGUGUGUGUGUGUGUGGAGAUCUUAAUUAAACCUUGAACUGGAACUACUGCUUCUGUAACCAGUGUGAAAUGGCUAGCUAGUUAGCAGUGUGCGCUAGUAGCGUUUCAAUCGGUGACGUCACUCGCUCUGAGACCUUGAAGUAGUUGUUUCCCUUGCUUUGCAAGGGCCGCGGCUUUUGUGGAGCGACGGGUAACGGUGCUUCGAGGGUGACUGUUGUCGAUGUGUGCAGAGGGUCCCUGGUUCAAGCCCUGGUAGGGGCGAGGAGAGGGACAGAAGCAACACUGUUACACUUCCUCAUGUUCUGAACGGACACCUUGUGGAGGUUGCUACCGGCCUAAAAUCCAGCACCUAUGUUUUUUUAUCCCUUUUUAUUGGUCCUUCGAAUUCAUAAACAACCCAUAUUUUUCAUGGUCCUUCGAGACGGAUUCAGUAACUGCCAAAGUUCAAGGAUGCCCGUCUCCAGAGAAGAUGCUCCACAAGUUGUGGUUCAUCCCUGCCGUCAGACUCGCUCCCUACAUCGUCUGGUUGACUAUGAGGUAAGCUAUGAGUCAAAGCAGACACCACACUCAACAACACACCACUCCAAUGAGGGACCACAAGCAGAGGGCGCUGUGAGUGGAAUUAAUUACUCUCACAACAAGACCAGCAGCAGGUAAGAUAUAGCAGCUCAUUGAAAACCUUGGGAUCAGAGGGCUCUCCUUCUCAGACCAGUCAUCCUCACGUCAUCAUCUACUCAGUCAACCCUUCAACGUUGUGAGCCAUCGCACCAACGAGACUGGUCGACUUCUCAUUGCAGAACUCAUAGCCCUACAGCGCCACAUAGAGGGCUGACUUCACAGGAUCGCCAACGUCAGCCCUCACCUAACCGCUGCGGUCAGCCUACACCUGAUCGCCGUCGUCAGCCUGCACCUGACCGUCGCCGCCGCGACUACUCACCUGACCGCCGCGACUACUCACCUGACCGCCGUGACUACUUACCUGACGCUACGGUCAGCCUAUGCCAGAUUGCCAUCGUAAACCCUCAACUGAUUGCCAUUGUCAGCCCACGCCUGACUGUCGCCGCCGCGACUACUCACCUGACCGUCACCGCCGCGACUACGCACCUGACCGUAGCCGCCGCGACUACGCACCUGACCGUAGCCGCCGCGACUACGCACCUGACCGUAGCCGCCGCGGCUACGCACCUGACCGUAGCCGCCGCGACUACUCACCUGACCGUAGCCGCCGCGACUCCUCACCUGACCAUCGCAACUGCUCGCCUGAACGUCAUCGCCGGGCCUACUCACUUGAUCAUCGUCGGUACUCACCUGUCCGCUACCGCACAUCUUCUCCACCUAGCCGGGAGUGCGUCUACCGUGGACCAUCUCCUACCAUUCCCAACUUCAUCAAUGAAGACCCACGAGAGUUUGCAAGGCUGAAGGUGGCCCUCGACAAUGUGCUGCCUGUAGAUGCAACAGUGCUUCAAGUUUCAGAUAUUUGUGGACCACCUGAAGUUGGAAGAGGCUUUGCUAAUUGCCGACUCCUACAGCAACAGCAGGUACCCAUACAGUGCCACCAUAGAGUCCCUCACAGAACUGUAUGGCCAGCCCACCAGCUUGCCCUCCAAUGCAUCGCAGGGUUAAUGGAUGGCCCCAACAUCAAGAGUGGUGAAACCAAGGCAUUCCGAUGAUUCGCUCUGAGGGUGCGUGCCUUGGUUGGCAUGUUGGAUCAGCUAGGGAGUAAUGGACAGACAGAACUGAGGUGUGGGUCACACGUCUCCCGCAUCUUAGCUAAGUUACCACACGACCUAAGAGCCAGCUUCAAGAGAUGUGUGAACCCCAUCAAGACACCCAUUCCAACCCUCCUUCACCUGGCAGAGUGGCUCAAGUACGAGGUUAGAGUGCAAGUAGAUGGCACGCAGUUCAGUAGCGAACAAAGCAGGGACCACCCUAGCUCACGCCGAGAUCAGUGUAAAGACAAAUCCUUCCCCAAGACCAUCACCAUCCUCCAUGGAGGAGAGCAGUGAAAGGACGAAGUCGAACUCUCUGCACAGAACCAGUCUCCGGAGGAAAGGUCACAGGAGAAGCCAAAGAAAUAUUGUCCAUUCUGCAACACCAUGCAGCAUUACAUGAAUCAAUGCACCAACUUUCAGCUCCUUUCCAAAGAACAGAAAGAAUCCUGGAUCAAGACAAAUGAAAGAUGUUUAAAGUGUGGACGUGAACACCAAGCAGCUCAGUGUACUCUCAAGGCUAAGUGCAAGAAGUGCGAUUCUCCACGAGGUCAACACUAGCCCGACUGCUACAAAGAACGCUAGCACGAACAAUAUGAAGACCGCCAGCACAAAGGCGUCGAGAGCAUUUUCCUGGUGAGCUCCACCGCAGAGAGACCCUCUGUUGAUCGACCUUCCGGCAGCAGGAAGGUGCUGCUGAAAUGGCAACAAGUCACAUGACAUGUACACCCUGUUGGACGACGGGUCGGCGCGCAAUAUACUUCUACAUGAAGCAGCAGAGCAGCUAGGCCUCCAAGGAAAUCCUGAGGACUUGGCACUUCGUACGGUGCUUCAAGAUAUCAGUUUCAUAUAUCAGCUUCUGUGUCAUUCUCUGUGGCCCCUGUUACUCAACCAAACAGGUCAUUUGACAUCCACAGAGCCUUCACAGCUGAAGAGUUGGGCCUUGCACAGCAUACCUACCCGGUCAAAGCCCUUAAGAAAAUAUAUUGGUACCUCAAAGGCCUACCCCUUCAACCGCUGGACCAGACGCAGCCAUUACUGCUCAUCGGAUCAGACUAUCCCCAUCUAAUCACCCCGACGGAGCCAGUACGUUUGGGUCCCCCUGGUGGACCUGCCGCCAUCAAGACUCAGCUCGGAUGGACCCUUCAAGGUCCUUCAAAGUUCCUGCAGCAAAGUCUUGCUCCACAACAGUGCCUUCAUACAUCCCUUGUCUCUCCAUCUGCAGAGCUCUUCAGCCAUGUAGAGAAGCUCUGGCAGUUGGAUACGCUACCGUACAGGAGUGAGAAGCUCGUCACAUGGUCCAGACAAGAUGUAGAAGUCAUGUAUCCACUGGAGGAGAAGACGGUCAGGGUCGAAGUGGACGGGGUUCAAAGGUAUGCCACUCCACUUUUGUGGAAGAAGAACCUUCCUCCCUUGGAAGCUCCGAAGGAGGCAGUACUGGCUCAUCUGCGAGGGACAGAGAAGCAUCUGUCCAAGGAUCCAGAGAAAGCAGCAGUGUACAAUGCAGAGAUUCACAAGUUAAGAAACUAUCCCCAGUAGCAGUCGAAGAGUACCCAGGUUGGUACAUUCCGAAUCAUAUGGUCCAUCACAUUGGGGAAAAACAGAGUCGUCUUCAGCUGUUCCUUCAAACUUCAGGGGCAAGAGCUUGAACGAACAACUCUUUCCCAGACCUACUUUAGGAGCUACUCUGCUUGGAGUCCUUCUCCGUUUCCAGGAACACUCAGUGGCCAUCAGCAGUGAUAUAAAGGGGAUGUUCCAUCAAGUCAGCCUGCUACCCGAAGUCCAGCCUCUUCUCCGGUUUCUGUAGUGAGACUUAAACCGUGAUGAUUACGCUGAUGUCUAUGAGUGGCAGGUUCUUCCCUUUGGGACGACAUGUAGCCCCUGCUGCGCCACGCUUGGCCUUCAGAAGCAUGUAUUCGACCACAGUGAGCCUGAAGAAGAACGCUGUUUCUAUGUAGACAACUGUCUACAAAGCCUCCCCUCUGUGGAGGAAGCCAAGAAACUGGUGGACAAGCUGAAGCACCUUCUUGCUGAGGGAGGAUUCGAUCUACGCCAGUGGGCCAGCAACCUUCCAGCAGUCAUCAAACACCUACCUCAAGCGUCCAGGUCGGAGAACGGUGAGCUGUGGUUCACCCAGGAUGGCGUGGAACCCCAAGAGCACACCCUUGGAUUACGAUGGCAAUGUCUGUCUGACACUCUUGGCUACAAGCAAGGUCACAUGGAGAAAGUUGAACCCACCAUGCGCAACAUAUAUCGGAUCCUUGCCAGCCAGUACGAUCCACUCGGCUUCAUCGUCCCAUACACCACACAGGCCAAGGUUGUGGAUCAGAGGCUCUGGAAUAAGAAAAGAGGGUGGGAUGACCCAGACCUACCUGAAGAUCUUCUCCAAGCGAGGCUUAUUUGGGAGAAAGAACUUCCACAGCUGUCUCAGGUCACACUGCUAAGGUGUUACGUCAGCCCCGACAUGGACCUCCCAACCAGCACAAGAAGUGUUCACGUCUUCAGUGAUGCCUCAGAACGUGCGUACGGUGCCGUUGCGUACCUCCGUACUGAAGACGCCAAUGGACGGAUCCAAAUAGCAUUCCCUGCAGCAAGAUCAAGAGUGGCCCCAAAACGACAACAGUCGAUGCCAAGACUCGAGCUCUGCGUUGCACUCACUGGUGCCCAGCUAGCUGUGGUCAUCAGAAAAUAACUCACCCUAGAAAUCCAUGAGGUCACGUACUGGUCGGAUUCUACAACAGGAUCUCACAGACCCCCAGGCCUGGCGUUACGUGGACACAGAGAGAAAUCCGGCUGACGAUAUCACACGUGGCAAGACGCUGUCUCAGCUUUCAGAACACAACCUUUGGAGUCAAGGUCCUCCAUUCCUGUGGCAGGCCCAGUCAUCCUGGCUGAGAAGACCAGACCAAGUACCUCCUGAUGAUGCAGAGGAGCUGCGGAAGCCUACCUUCUGUGGACUCCUGUCAGCGGACACAAAGUCGUCUCUCCCUGAUGUUGCCCAGUUCAACACUUUCCAUGAGCUGGUGGAAGCCACAGUGCAGUUGCUACACAGGGCGGCCAGUAGUGCCGACAGCCCUUCAGCCGACGAUUUCAAGCAAGCAGAACUCGAAGUACUCAGACAUGCUCUCCCUACUAGAGGCAGGCAAGCCAAUCCUUCCGAGCAGCCGUCUGGUGACGCUGGCCCCAGAGUAUGAUGACAACACCGGACUGAUUCGUGUUGGAGGUCGCCUUCGGAGGUGUGACCAGCUGUGCCCUGACGUUCUUCACCCAGUGGUUCUGGAACCAGGUCAUCCGCUCACCAGGUUGCUGAUCAAGAAUAUGAUGAGCAGCUGAGGCACCUGGGACCAGAGAGGGUGUUUGCUGAGUUACGUCGAAGGUUCUGGAUUCUGAGAGGCAGCCAUUUGCCAUUUUCAGCUUGGCUGCACCGAAAUGCAGGAAGUGGCGAGGCCAGCCAGAUGUGCCUAGGAUGGCUGACCUGCCUCCAGCCCGACUGCGGCUCCACAAGCCCACAUUUUAUUAUACAGGCGUGUACUGCUUUGGACCGUAUAUCAUCAAGAUUGGCCGAAGAAAUGAAAAGAGAUGGGGCAUCAUCUUUAAGUGCAUGACCACCCGGGCUGUACACGUGGAUCUACUGACAAAUAUGGAUUCCGAUUCAUUCCUAAUGGCGUUGAGACGCUUCAUUGCUCGAAGAGGAAAGCCCUUUGAGAUCCUGUCCGAUUUAGGAACAUUUCAAGGGAGGUGAGCGAGAGUUACAGGAGGCAUUUAUGACUCUCCACCCACAGCUCCAGGAACAGUUAGCCAGUCAGAAGAUUUGCUUCACCUUCAACCCACCAAGUGCACCACACUUUGGAGGAUGCUGGGAGAGGGAGAUCAGAUCCAUCAAGACUGCCCUGCAAACCACUCUUGGUGCGCAGACCAUCUCCAAAGAGGUGCUGAGGAUUGUCCUAAUCGAAAUAGAAGGGAUCUUGAACUCCAAGCCCUUGGGAUAUGUGUCGUCGGACAUCUCAGAUCCGGAUCCAAUCACUCCUAACUCUUCUCAUGGGGCGGCCAGACUCGUCACUACCACAGGUGGUCUACCCAGAGUCUGAACUGCUCAUUCGCAAAAGAUGGAGACAGCCAGGUUCUAGCCGACCAUUUCUAGCACUGCUUCACACGGCCUCACUUUCCCAUCUGCUCCAGGGAUAACUGACUUGACAGUUCCAACUUGCCAGAGUGCCCUAGGAGACUGAUCAUCCACGAUCAUCACAACAAAACAUUUUUCCUUAGUAGUUCAUUUUCUCUAAAUCUAAAGGCACAACCUAGAUUCAAUGUCUUAGUAGAUGAACAUGUUAUUACUGACAAACUGACACGUUUUUCAUUUUCGUCAAAAACAACUUUAUAUUGAAGGAGUGCCUUUGAUUCGACGGCCUGCCCAUGCAUAGUUCAGACCACUAGACGACCAUUAGACCCGAUGACGUGUUUCUACUCAUGAGCUUAGCUAGCCAACGUCGCCAUGACUUUCUCGCUCUUCUCGUAAGCCAGAAAGGGAGCGCUGCUUACUAUUCGACAUGCAGGUGUCCACAUACAUUUGGUGAUGUCUCUUUUCCUGAGUCACCGUUUGUUUAACUUGGCUGUGUCCCGGGCGGCAUCAUGGGGCCGGGACAGGGAGAGGGACAGGGGUCCAGUCCAGCCUCACCUCCCUCUCUCUCUCUCCUGUCCUCCUCUCCCUUCAUCUGUCUAGAACUUCAUCCCUUGCUAAUCCCAGACUAAUGCCUACUAAUGCUACUGUGCACCGCCAUGCUCUCUCUCUCAGCCCAGCCCCGUGCCCCAACACACUGCCACCAUGGCAACACACACACACACACACACACACACACACACACUGAUGUAACACACACAAACAAAGCACGGAGUUAAUAGGUGGAAAUUCUACUUUCCGGUAACAGAGAACUUGGGUCCACUUUUAAUUAUCACUGGAGUUCUCACACAUUGCAAUCAACUCCGCCCAAUGGAACACAGACACACUCGCACGCAUGCACACACGUGCACAAGCACACAUACACCCACACCACACACACACACUAUGCAGCCUUGGGAAAAAAGGUGAACAUUUCAUGUCCAUUGUCCUGAGGAUGCAGCUUUAAAAGCCUCUCCUCUGCCUCUGCUCUCCUCUCCUCCCGCUCUCCUCCCCCUCUCCUCUCCUCCUCCCCCUCUCCUCUGCUCUCCUCCCCCUCUCCUCUCCUCCUCCCCCUCUCCUCUGCUCUCCUCCCCCUCUCCUCUCCUUGGUGAUUGCGCUGGGUGAAACACAGCGGAGGGAGUAGUGUGUGGUGUAACAAAGUCAUCUCCUGAUGAGCGUGAAUCACCAGUUGGGGCUUGCAUCUGCUCGCACCGGCAAAACCUAAUCAGGGAAAACAAGCGAUUACCGGUGGGUUUUUUCAAUCAACUUUGUUGAGUUUGAGAGAGAGAGAUGGGGCAGGAAAGAUAAUUAGUGUAAAAAUAACUUGCUCAUUGUUCUUUUGGGCCCACCUCCUCGUAGAGAUAAGCACAUGGCAGGGCUAUCAUUUGAAGGAUCCUUUUGGCGGCGGCGUGGAAGACGUUUGGAAGUGAAGGAGAGAUUUGUAAAAUCGUUGGCUGUGGCUGGCUUUGAUGCCACAGAUAAGAUCUAGGAUUCAAUUCAAUUGAAUCCACAUUGCAAUAUGUACGCAGUAGCCCUUGACUUUCUCCCGUUGUCACAUAAAAUCACGGCAUGUUUUUGGGUGCUGUACGUAAACUGUACUACCAUCUACACUCCCUUCACAGGUAGAUGCUUCUUCUGAAUGUGAAAAAUGUAAUGUUGAAUGUACAGUUCAUGAUAUGAUCAUCCAGGGUGUUUUCACAAUUCUUAAAUUCCUCAUGUAAUUAAAACAAGGCCAGCAUUGAAAAAGCUUUAUUUGGUUAAGUUGACUGUGCGUGUAACUAUUUGACUGACUGACUAUGUAAUUUCCUGUUUCUGCAGCCAUCCCUUCCUGUCCUGUACACCCUGUCCAGCCAGGCCACCCAUGAAGCUGUCCACCUCCUGUGCAGGAUGCUUGUGUUCGAUCCGGUGAGUAGUGUGUGUGUGUGUGUGUGUGUAUGUUGUCAUGUUUAACUAUACUUGUGGGGACCAGAAAUCUCCACAAGAAUAGUAAACAAACAGAAAUCUGACCAACUGGGGACAUUUUGUUAGUCCCCACAAGGUCAAAUGCUAUUUCUAGGGGGUUUAGGGUUAAGGUUAGUGUUAGGGUUAGGUUUUGAGGUUAGGGUAAGUGUUAAGGUUUAGGGUUAGGGAAAAUAGACUAUUGAAUGGGAAUAAAUGUUGUCUCCACAAGGUUAGAUAAACAAGAGUGUGUGUGUGUGUGUGUGUGUGUGUGUGUGCACGCCUGACUGCCUCCCUGCCUGUUGGGAAACAGAUCAUUAUACUCCAUGGUAAUAGGAUGCUAUUUCUACCUAAACAAAGAUAACAAAAAUAAUCUCCUCAUUACAAGUAAUGGUUCAAUGGCUAAAUGGCUUGCCGAUUGGACACCAUAUGCAGAGAUGUAAAAAAUACUCUACUCUAGAGUUUUGGCUUCUGCUUACACAGACUGAAGCAGCUUUUUGGCUUUCUGUCUGAAUAAAAUAUAUUAUUUUCCUAAAACGUACGAGUAUACGUUAUGGUACGCUGACAGUUUUUGCAUCACUUCUGUAUAGUACAGUUAACUACACUACACAUUGGCAGGAUAUUAAUUCAACAUCCUAGGGUGAUCGAUCCUGAACGAAGGGAACAUGGGGAAGGUAGUGGUAACCCUAGACACCACUGUCACUGACUUUAAUUAACAAUCCAGCUUUUGAUUGAAUGACGUUGGCUUCAAUGGCAGGCUUUCACCUCUGGCCAGUGGCCAAUCCAGGGUGAUGGACAGCCAGGGUGUAAGACUGUUCCCCCAGUACAUAUGUCUCCAAGUCCAACCCCUAAAGGGCACUGCCUUGACCCUACUGCCCUGCAACAACAUCCUCCUUUCAUGAGUUAGGUUGACGCGUUGACGCUUAUUCACUGUCUUAUGCAACAAAGGGAAGUUGAUUAACUUUGCCAUCUUCUUUCACCCGACCCACACGUUUACUUUUUCAUGCACUUAGGAGAUGAUUAAAACCAAACAAUGUUACAGGCUUGUCCUACAUCCAUGGGCGCGUCAGAGUGACUGUGUGUGAGAGAGAGACUGUGUGUGAGAGACUGUGUGUGUACGUGUGCAGAAACCCUACUAGCAGCUAGCGUUGACAGAACACACACGGUGGUGUUUAUUGGCAUCUCCUGACUACCUGGGGAAAUAACAUUACAUUUACAUCAUUUAGCAGACGCUCUUAUCCAGAGCGACUUACAAAUAGGUGCAUUCAAUUUAUGAUAGCCAGUGGGACAACCACUUUUUUUUCUUUUUUUUAUGGGAGGUGGGGAAAGAAGGAUUACUUUAUACUAUUCCAGGUAUUCCUUAAAGAGGUAGGGUUUCAAGUGUCUCCGGAAGGUGGUCAGUGACUCCGCUGUCCUGGCGUCGUGGGGGAGCUUGUUCCACCAUUGGGGUGCCAGAGCAGCGAAUAGCUUUGACUGGGCUGAGCGGGACCUGUGCUUCCGUAGAGGUAGGGGAGCUAGCAGGCCAGAGGUGGAUGAACGUAGUGCCCUCGUUUGGAUGUAGGGUCUGAUCAGAGUCUGAAGGUAAGGUGGUGCCGUUCCCCUCACAGCUCCGUAGGCAAGCACCAUGGUCUUGUAGUAGAUGCAAGCCUCAACUGGAAGCCAGUGGAGUGUGGGGAGGAGUGGGGUGACAUGAGAGAACUUGGGAAGGUUGAACACCAGACGGGCUGCAGCGUUCUGGAUAAGUUGAAGGGGUUUAAUGGCACAGGCAGGGAGCCCAGCCAACAGCGAGUUGCAGUAAUCCAGACGGGAGAUGACAAGUGCCUGGAUUAGGACCUGUGCCGCUUUCUGUGUAAGGUAGGGUCGUACUCUGCGAAUGUUGUAGAGCAUGAACCUGCAGGAUCGGGUCACCGCUUUGAUGUUACGACAGGGUAUUGUCCAGGGUCACGCCAAGGUUCUUUGCACUCUGGGAGGAGGACACAAUGGAGUUGUCAACCGUGAUGAUGAGAUCAUGGAGCGGGCAGUCCUUCCCCGGGAGGAAGAGCAGCUCCGUCUUGCCGAGGUUCAGCUUGAGGUGGUGAUCCGACAUCCACACUGAUAUGUCUGCCAGACAUGCAGAGAUGCGAUUCGCCACAUGUUUAUCAGAAGGGGGAAAGGAGAAAAUUAAUUGUGUGUCGUCUGCGUAGCAAUGAUAGGAGAGACCAUGUGAGGAUAUGACAGAGCCAAGUGACCUGGUGUAUAGAGAGAAUAGGAGAGGGCCUAGAACUGAGCCCUGGGGGACACCAGUGGUGAGAGCACGUGGUGCGGAGACAGAUUCUCGCCAUGCCACCUGGUAGGAGCGACCGGUCAGGUAGGACGCAAUCCAAGAGUGAGCAGCGCCGGAGAUGCCCAACUCGGAGAGGGUGGAGAGGAGGAUCUGAUGGUUCACAGUAUCAAAGGCAGCGGAUAGGUCUAGAAGGAUAAGAGCAGAGGAGAGAGAGUUAGCUUUAGCAGUGCAGAGAGCCUCGUGACAUAGAGAAGAGCAGUCUCAGUUGAAUGACCAGUCUUGAAACCUGACUGGUUUGGAUCAAGAAGGUAAUUCUGAGAGAGAUAGCAGGAGAGUUGGCUAGAGAUGGCACGCUCAAGAGUUUUGGAGAGAAAAGAAAGAAGGGAUACUGGUCUGUAGUUGUUGACAUCGGAGGGAUCGAGUGUAGGUUUUUUGAGGAGGGGUGCAACUCUCGCUCUCUUGAAGACUGAAGGAUGAGUUGAUGAACGAGGUGAGGUAAGGGAGAAGGUCUCUGGAAAUGGUCUGGAGAAGAGAGGAGGGGAUAGGGUCAAGCGGGCAGGUUGUUGGGCGGCCGGCCGUCACAAGAUUUCAUCUAGAGAGAGGGGAGAAAGAAGUCAAAGCAUAGGGUAGGGCAGUGUGAGCAGGACCAGCGGUGUCAUUUGACUUAAUAAAUGAGGAUCGGAUGUCGUAAACCUUCUUUUCAAAAUGGUUGACGAAGUCAUCUACAGAGAGGGAGGAGGGAGGGAGAGGGGGAGGGGGAUUCAGCAGGGAGGAGAAGGUGGCAAAGAGCUUCCUAGGGUUAGAGGCAGAGGCUUGAAAUUUAGUGGUAGAAAGUGGCUUUAGCAGCGGAAACAGAGGAAGAGAAUGUAGAGAGGAGGGAGUGAAAAGAUGACAGGUCCGCAGGGAGUCUAGUUUUCCUCCAUUUCCGCUCGGCUGCCCGGAGCCCUCUUCUGUGAGCUCGCAAUGAGUCGUCAAGCCACGGAGGAGGAGGGGAGGACCGAGCCGGCCGGGAGGAUAGGGGACAUAGAAAGUCAAAAGAUGCAGAAAGGGAGGAGAGGAGGGUUGAGGAGGCAGAAUCAGGAGAUCGGAGGGAGAAGAAUUUAGCAGAGGGAAGAGAUGAUAGGAUGGAAGAGGAGAGAGUAGCGGGAGAGAGAGAGCGAAGGUUGCGACGGCACAUUACCAUCGGAGUAGGGGCAGAGUGAGUAGUGUUGGAGGAGAGCGAGAGAGAAAAGGAUACAAAGUAGUGGUCGGAGACUUGGAGGGGAGUUGCAGUGAGAUUAGUAGAAGAACAGCAUCUAGUAAAGAUGAGGUCAAGCGUAUUGCCUGCCUUGUGAGUAGGGGGGGAUGGUGAGAGGGUGAGGUCAAAAGAGGAAAGGAGUGGAAAGAAGGAGGAUAUGAGAGAAAUGAGUCAAAGGCAGACGUAGGGAGGUUAAAGUCACCCAGAACUGUGAGGGGUGAGCCAUCCUCAGGAAAGGAGCUCAUUGAUGAACUCUCCAAGGGAACCUGGAGGGCGAUAAAUGACAAGGAUGUUAAGCUUGAAUGGGCUAGUGACUGUGACAGCAUGGCAUUCAAAUGAGGAGAUAGACAGAUGGGUCAGGGGAAAAAGAGAGAAUGUCCACUUGGGAGAGAUGAGGAUUCCUGUGCCGCUGACCAGAUGCUCUCGGGGUAUGCGAGAACACAUGGUCAGACGAGGAAAGAGCAGUAGGAGUAGCAGUGUUUUCUGUGGUAAACCAUGUUUCCGUCUGCCAAGAAGUCGAGGGACUGGAGGGUAGCAUAGGCUGAGAUUAACUCUGCCUUGUUGGCCGCAGAACGGCAGUUCCAGAUUUGCCGGAGACCUGGAACUCCACGUGGGUUGUGCGUGCAGGGACCACCAGAUUAGUGGCAGCAGCCACUCGGUGUGAAACGUUUGUAUGGCCUGUGCAGAGAGGAGAGAACAGGGAUAGACAGACACAUAGUUGACAGGCUACAGAAAAAGGCUACAAUAAUGCAAAGGAGAUCGGAAUGAAAUGAACUAAACACCUGGGAAAGCGAGAGAGCGGGGCCUCCCUAACUUACGUUUCACUGAAACACUCAAAUAUAACUCUCCCAACUUCCACUUUAGAAAUUAUAAUUGUUGUAAACUACAGUGGUUCAAUGUUUUCUAGGAAUAGACUCUAACUUAGUUUAUUCAGCUAGCUAACUUGGUACAGUAUUCUUCCGUGAAAACCUUCCAGGGCACCGAAUCCUAUGACGCCAUAGCCAACUAGCAUGCCAGCCAACAAUAACACGGUUUAGCACCAAUACUCGGUUACAAUAAACCAGUAUGUUAACACGCCAAACAGAUCAUUCGUGUCCGUGUCUAAUGUUGUGUAAAGUUUUGGGUUAGUUUUGACAGUUUGAGUGAGUACGUCGUCAACUUAUUCAGCCAGUUAGUUAGCUAGAAUAGUUAGCAUACUAGCUAGCCAUUGCUCUCUACCAACGAACCACCCCUCCUCCGACGGCACGAAACACACAGAGAGAGCCAAGCUAGCGUUAACUAGUCACCCAUGUCCCGAAUUCCCUUGAACGACUCUUGUUACCAGUAUGUAAAAACAAAACAAAAAUAAAUAUAGGUUAUAACUUACCCUUAGGAGCUACUGUUAGCCAGUUAAGUGCAUAGCUAGCCACUGAAUCGAUUUAGCCAGUUCACGUCUGUCCCAACGGAGAGAAAGCGUCUCCAAAUAUUACAGCUAGGUCGUUCCAGCUAUUGUUUAGUUAGCUAUCCAGGUAGCACCAAGCUAGCUACAUUUCGAGUACAGUAGCUACUAACUACCUAACGUUAACGCUUCAGAUAAUGAGGUUAGAAAACAGCUGAAUGGUAGGUAGCUAGCUGGCAUAAUUACAGGUACACUUAAGCGUGAAAGAACAUUGGAAACAACUAUCCACAGUUGCUAAUAGUUACCAAUAGCUACCCGCCAGCUAGCUAGCUUUAUAGGUCCAAGUAGUGGGUUAGCUAGCCUUGUGCUUCACCGGGCUCUGCCGAAUACAAUACUUACCUACAAUAAUUACCUACAAUAACCUACAAUAACUACCUAGACAAACUGUAUGAACACAGUUGUAAUGAUUCUGAAGCUCUGUCACUAACAGAUUAGGAGGAAUCUGACUUAUGGUGAUGAUGGGGGCAAAUACAUUGAGUUAUCGAGGCCUACUGAAUACAGGGUUGUCUUAUUGAGAUCUGUAAUGUGGAAAUAAGCAUCUUUAUCAAAUCAAAUGUUAUUUUUCACAUGCGCCGAAUACAACAGGUGUAGACCUUAGCGUGAAAUGCUUAAUAACAAACCCAUCACCAAUCAUGCAGUUCAAGAAAGAGUUAAGAAAAUAUUUACUAAAUAAACUAAAGUAUCUAGACUAGAGGGUAGUAUUUCUCAGAGUCUGGCACCUGUCAGUGGGAUAUUGCUGACUAGUCAGAUGGUUAUUCAGUUGAGGCUGAUUUGGUUUGAUUCCAAGGUCUAGUUUUAAUAUGUGGUCCUCAAAAGAGAGAGAGUGUGCAGUAGACUGCUGUUUAUGAGAGACAGCAAAUGCUUUAUCAAACAGACCAUUUGAUUUGGAGGGAUUUCAUAGUCCUGUAUGUAUUCCAUCAGUGUGUAUAGUCUGUGUACAUCAGUGUGUGUAGUCUGUGUACAUCAGUGUGUGUAGUCUGUGUACAUCAGUGCGUGUACAUCAGUGUGUGUUUGGCCCUCCCCCAGUCGAAACGGAUCUCAGCGAAGGAUGCCCUGGCCCACCCCUACCUGGACGAGGGCCGACUGAGGUAUCACACCUGCAUGUGUAAGUGCUGCUACACCACCUCCUCUGGCCGAGUCUACACCAGCGACUUCGAGCCUGUCACCAACCCCAAGUUCGACGACGGCUUCGAGAAGAAUCUGACCUCCGUCAGACAGGUCAAAGGUGAGUCUGUCGACCAACCAGCAGAGGGCAGAGUAGUGCUGUGGGAAUUAGCCCUUUUCAAGUUUUGUUGUUUUAUUAUUUUAUCUUCUGUCUUAGGCAUCUCUAUUGCAUCCAUUUUUAUCCCCUUCAUGUUACCGGGUUAUGUUUUUCCACUGGGUUUGCAAAGAGAGGCAGCUUUAGCUAAAGCUAAUUAGUUUCAAUGGGUGAUAGAUAGACAUCCAUCCAUUGCAUACAUGGUGAAAGCCUUAUCCCAACUUAACCUAGUACCACAAUUAUUGUAAAACAGACAGCUUUACAGACACCUGAGGUCCUAAUUGAAUCCAAUCAGCUCUGAGACCAUGUGCAGAUCAUGCCUGUGUGUGUUAAGGCAUCCGCAUGCUUCCCAGCCGAAACCGUUCGGAAGGGUUUUUCUCAAAGCAAGCCAAAGUCUGUAGCCGAAGUCUACGCCCCUUCAUCGGUGAUUGGUCAACAGUAGGGAUUCUUCAAUAAACUCUGUUGUCAUUCAAUGAGAGACGAAUCAUUUUCAUGCACAUUUUUUCGUUGAGAAAUACUGCACGAAACAUCUUAGUUAGAUUUACAUUACAUUAGAUGUCAAAUUACACAACUAAGAUCUCUUCAGCAAAAACGUCAACAUUUAUGACAGAUUUCUUGAGUUGUCUUGUACUGAACUAAAAUAUAAAUGCAACGUGAAGUGUUGGUCCCAUGUUUCAUGAGCUGAAAUAAAAGAUCCCAGAAAUGUUCAAUACGCACAAAUAUUUUAUUUCUAAAUGUGUACACAAGUUUGUUUCCAUCCCUGUUAGUGAGCAUUUCUCCUCAGCCAAGACAAUCCAUCCACCUGACAGGGGUGGCAUAUCAAGAAGCUGAUUAAACAGCAUGAUCAUUACAUAGAGGGAGACCCAGAUCAGUGGUGGGCUAUUCUGUCAGCAGGUACUAGUGAGGUUGUCUUCUAAAAGCAGGCUUACUCUGGUGGAGGGUCGAAAUAAACCUGGCCUUCUCCCUCACCCUCCUUCUCUCUCCCUUUCCUUCUCUCCCUCCUCCUCCCAACCCUCUUCCCUCCCUCCUCCUCCUCUUCCUCCCCACCCCCAUUCUCCUCCACCUCCUCACCCCAUCUCUCUAUCCACUUGCCCCUUAUUUCCACUGAGAGAUUAGCCACCCUGCCUGGUGGUAGCCUAACUGCUGGCUAACUCCAAGCUGUUUACAGACUGCUGCCCUUGACACUGGAGCACCACUUUAGUCGCUAGCCUAUAGGGCCCUUUGGUGUGUGCACAUAUACACACAAACGUACAUGCUCAUACUGGUAAAAAUGGCUGAAAUGUUAAGAUGAUUUGUCGUCAAUUGUGUAAUGCAAUCACAGUUUCCACCUCUGCAGCAAAAGACAGAUGGCUGGAGUUUGCAGGAAUGUGAUGAAUGACAGAACAUAACUCAAUACAUCUGAAACCUUGGUGCAGGUGCAAGAUAUCCUGGAGUAGGCCUGUGACAAAAACAAAGACAAAUGAAUAGCAUUUUACUUUUACUACAGACAUUGUGCUACGUUGUACUCUGGUACUUAUUUCAACUAUUUACCUGGUCCUAAGUGGUAGCUAGGCAACAAAGCUUGUUUUAAUGAAUCCCAAUGAAGCAUAAUAAUCAGUAGAUCAUUAUAAUGCAAGUACCAUUUUACCACAGGAUUUCUAAAUACACACCAGGUGUUUAUAAGUGAAGAGCCACACUUCGAAAUAGAUCUUUACCGAUUUAAAAAACAAACACUACAUACUGUAUAACUCAUUAAGUCAACCCCGGUUAAAAAGCUUACUGUGAAACUCGGUGUGACUCUAAAGAGUGUGUUAGGUUUGUCUCCCUGAGUAUGACUCUGUCUCUGUCUUCCACAGAGAUCAUUCACCAGUUCAUCCUGGAGCAGCAGAAGGGGAACAGAGUGCCGCUCUGCAUCAACCCCCAGUCAGCCGCUUUCAAAAGCUUUAUCAGGUAAGACUAGAGGCCUCUGCCGGGGGAUACCACCGGAUUCUUCAUUGUUUGGAUUUUUGGACUUAAGCUACAGUAGUUUGAAAGCGAACCACUUCUUAGAAACUUGAUAGCUUGUUAGACGACAUUAACCCUACUUGACCUGGUCCUGUGAGCAUGUCAGUUUACCUUCCCUUAGCUAAUCUACCUGUCACACCUUGAUACCUGUGUACUUCUGUGUCACAACGAGAACAGUAACAGUCCAUUCCAUUGGCCAGCUUUCCUCCUUGCAGUUCGUUAUUACCCGGCCUAAAACAUCUGAUUUGUGAGUUUCCCUCCUGCCUCCAGCCAGCCAGCCAACAUGCUGAGAGUUAUUGUGAAGGAUUUGGUGCAUUAGUUAAUAGCUUUUUCUGCAGGUCCUCUGCAGUAGAUGCAUGCUGCUCACUAACACAGAAAGUGGUGGUGCGGCGGCAGUGCCAGUGACUGACCAUAUCUUUCCAUCUCUCCCUGUCCCCUCAUCUAUCUCUGUUUCCUCUUAUUUAUUUUGCUCGUCUCUCUCGCUGUCUCUCUCUCCCGUCUCUCCCUGACAGUUCCACUGUGGCCCAGCCCUCUGAGAUGCCCCCGUCCCCUCUG